Podarcis lilfordi (Lilford's wall lizard) is the source of this 58515-nucleotide messenger RNA. Lineage: Eukaryota; Metazoa; Chordata; Lepidosauria; Squamata; Lacertidae. The record is from the annotation of a GenBank genome assembly.
GUGUCAAACCAGCCAAGUCUAGGAAGGGCAAAUGGCUCUGCCUGCCUCUUCCCCCUCUGGCCCCCGGCCCCGCUCACCCUCGGCCCCCGGCAGGUUACCUAGAAAACAUGUGGCUCUCCGUUGGCAAAAGAUUCCCCAUCGCGGGGCUGGACGGAGAGGCACUGCGGGGCGCCGAGAGUUAAGGCGCCCCGGCUGGACGGUCCUGGUUCCGGGGCCCUCGGGGGCCCUCGCCGAGCAGACGCCUCCACUUCUGCCGCAGCUGCACCCCCCGCGCGGGAGCGCGCCCGGCCGCCUGCGCGCCGCCUCCGCUGCCCACCUUCCCUGACGCGCGCCGCCGCCGCUGCUGCCGGGCUAUAAAAAGCCGCUUCGCCGCCGCCACGCAGCCGGGCGCUCCACUCGGGCGGCGCGAGAGCCGAAGCCAGCCUCGACGGGGCGGCUCCCCGCAGGAGAGCUCCGCGCUGCCGGGCGCCGCGGAGAGCGAGGCGAGUGACCGGUUGCGGAGAACACCUGGGCCCCCUCCCGCUGCCCGACGGGCGCGGCAGCCUCUACGCAAACCCCGCGCAAGUUUCCGCGCGAGGGCCACAGCCGCCACCCCCCGCCCCGUCUGCUGCUGAGGCGGCCCCCAUGCUGCUCCCGCUGGCGCUCUCCGAGUUACCCUGAGGGCGAUGGAGGGGACCCCCUCGAAUGGCUCCAACGCCUCGACGAACGCCUCCCUCGACGAAAACCAGUUCGUGCAGCCGGGCUGGCAGGUCGCGCUCUGGGCGGUGGCGUACGCACUGAUCGUGCUGGUCUCGGUGGUGGGCAACCUGGUGGUGAUGUGGAUCAUCCUGGCGCACAAGCGGAUGCGCACCGUCACCAACUAUUUCCUGGUCAACCUGGCCUUCGCCGAAGCCUCCAUGGCUGCCUUCAACACCUUGGUCAAUUUCACCUACGCCGUCCACAGCGUCUGGUACUACGGCCUCUUCUACUGCCGUUUCCAGAACUUCUUCCCCCUCGCCGCCGUCUUCUCCAGCAUCUACUCCAUGACGGCCAUCGCCGUGGACAGGUGAGGAAGGUACACCGGCGCGCGGGGGCUGGACGCCGGAACCUGGGUUCUGGGCGUCGGGAUGCGAUGGGAAGACGCACGUCGAAGCGGGAAGAGAGCCCGAAGAAACGUGCUAGGGAAAAACAGGGGAGGUGGCUGAAGAGCCUGGAGUGAAAAGUGAGAGGUUGGCCAGCUUGGGAUCAAGUCCUGACAAAAGUUGGGGAGCUGGUUUGUUUGUUGCGUGCAGGGCACAGCCGUAGUGGAGAGUGUCCCUGAGCAAGUGCAGAGUGUAUUUUCCCAGGUUGACUGACUGCCUCUCCCCCUGUUCCUUCCAUGUUUAAAAAGGUCACCUGUCAGGACUUGGGAGAGGCCCUUCUGGAUCAGAGGGUGCUUUUGGACUAGGGAUAAAAAAACCUGAGGGUCAGAUGUGGCCCUCCAUGUCUCUCUGUUGGCCCAGGCGGCCUUUACCAGCCCCACUUUUUAGCUGCCUGGAAAGUGUUCUUGAACUCUGGUUGUGUUUCUUGCAUGGCAAGAUGGAAGAUGGAGAGGCAUAUGCAUGUGUGUGAUAUAAGGAGAAAGUGGCUGAUCACUCUUAGAAACAGUGCUGGACUAGAAUGGAGCUCUGGGCUGACCCAGCAAAGCAGUUCUUGCUGCUGCUGCUGCUGCUUUUUAGGUAUUAGAAUUUAUUGGAUUUCUUAUGCACCUUCUACAAGCAGUCUCAGCCUGACUUACAAAUGGUGCGAAAACACAGAAGGUAAAUAAAAACAUCAUGCUAAACAGCUUGCCUCAGGAUGGAAUGGAUAUAGAUUGGAUAUGAAUAUGGUGUUUUCAAAUCAACCCUGACAAAGAUUCAAAAGCCUUACAUGCAGCAGAAAGGUAAUGUUGGAAGCGCACAUAAGACCACCAGAAGAGCCCCACCAGAUCAGGCAAAAGCAAACCCAUUUUUAGUCUAGCAUCCUCUUCUUACAGUGGACAACCAGAUGUCCAGAUGUGAAGCCUGCAAGCAGGACAUGAGCACAUGCUGCCCACUUGCGAUUCCCAGCUGCUGUUAUUCAGAGGCAUAUUAAUCUCUGAGAGUGAAGGUGGAACCUAGUUAUCAUGGCUAGUUGCUGUUGAGAGCCUUGCCCUCCAUGUAUUUGUCUAAAGUCCACUCUUUUGGGUUACAUUCCUUUUAUAAUAAUAAUAAUUUUAUUAUUUAUACCCACCCAUCUGGCUGGGUUUCCCCAGCCACUUUUGGGUCCUGCUGUACCAUGGAGAUAUGGCUUCAAAUCCCUCCCUGGUCUCACACAUGCCUGGGGCAAACUAGCACCUCCCACAUUCAGUUCCACACCUGUGAAAUGGCAGGCUUUGCAUCAUUGCCCUAAAAUGAAGAAACCAAAGACUGAUCACAGCUUGUUGUACUCUUAUGAGACUCAACUGAGUCGUUAAGAGCGACCAGAACAUCUCUGGUUGGAAUUUCACCUCAACCAAGAACACACUUGGUGACUCUUUCAACCUCAUCCCCCUGCGGGGAUGAUUUAUACUAUAGGAUUGAAAUAGUACAAGGAAAGUACGUCAAACACUAAAAAAAGCAUUGUAAAAAUGCGAGGUGUCUUUUAACCUUUCAUCCAAGGAGCUCCAAGAGCCACAUAUAUUAUGAUUCCAUUUUAUCCUUGCAAAAACCUUACAAAGUAGACAAUGCAAGCAAGGUGUCUAUCCUGUGGCCCUCCAUAAGUUAUUGGACGCCAGCUCCCACCAGCCCUAGCCAGCAUAGCCAAUUGGCAUGGCUGAUGUGAGCUGGAGUCCAACAACAUCUGGACCAGUCACCACCUGGACCACUCUGGCUACGUCCAAGAAUAUCACUGUGUUCAGUAUACCCCACUGAUUCUUGAAAAUAACUCAUCUUUUUGUUGUGGUGGUAUUACUGUUUUAGUUUAUGACUGUCCUUCACUCUACAGACCCGGAGUGGGUUGCAAUGAUUUAAAACAUGGUGUUAAAAACAGGUUUUUAAAAAGGCACACCACACAUUCCUAUGCCAGUUUACUCAGAAGGAAGUCCCACUAGGCUCAAUGGUUCUUUAGCUGUGGUUCUUGCACUGCAGAGUGCUGGAUUAGAUGCAUGGGCGUAGCCAAGGGGGGUGAGCAAUCAAAAUCAAUGCAAAUCAAUACAAAUAUGAGGUCCUGGCUAGGCCCAAGAUUAGAUGACCCUUUGGACCAUCCUCACCUUCCAUCUGUUUCAGAAGAGCCUGAGAGAAAGAAUCAUAGAACUGUAGAGUUGGAGUGAUGGUGGCAGAAUAGUACCUGCUGCCUUAAUGAAAAGAAUCCUCUUUAAUAGUUCCCAUGGGAAGAGAGUUGUUAGCCACCCAUACAUUGUAAACAUCUCUCUGUAACCUGGUGGAAUUCAAAGCUUUCUGUUUAUCAGUGGUGAAGCUCUUCUUGGCUUUAGCAUUCUUCUUCUUUUUAAUUUAAAAAAGGUCUCCACUUUCCAAUAUUCCUCACGUUAGAGGUUCUUGUGUGCAUGCAUAUGUGCAUUUUGAAGCACAAUAUCAUUUUGUGAAAUGAAAACCAUUUGUUCUUGCAGAGCAGUAGCAGAAUAGAAUACACACUGCCCUUCACAAUUGGAGCUAAAUUGGAAAACAGUGUGGUUUCCCCGUUGACGACUAUAAAACAUUCCCAAGGUAUAAAGUAAGGAAUUCUCGUUAUCUCUGGAAAAGAUUCGUUUCUAGAGUGUUGCUCAUUCCAUUCUCCAAGUUAACUAGUUUUCACUUGGAGAGUUAAUUGAAAAGGAGGCAUGUUGUGUUGGAAAAGGCUCAUCUGCAGUGUCAUCAGAAUGAGACAACAGAAUUAGUCCUGAUAUACGGAUCCUAUGUGGGAUGUGUAAGAGAGUGGGUUGCCUUUGUGACACCAAAUAGAAGCAUUUAGAUGGUUUCUGUAUAUGCCAUAAUUCUAUGAAGAUUCAGCAAAUAUGCAAAAUAUGGCCAUUUUGGCUCCAGAAACUUGUAUCCAUGAACACGAGUCAUAUUCCUCCAUGGAUUGUGACUAAUGUUAAACCUGCCCAGUUACAGAUAAAGUUCCCAAUGAGAUCCUUCCUUGGGCUGGUUUACUCAUCCAUAUGCAUAUCUUGCUGUUCUGACACUUGCAUCUGAAAUACACAUGAACAUGUGAAAAGUUUUGUUUUGUUUUAAGUCACUUUGGAGGGUAUGAAAGUUCCUAUUUGUGAGAACAGAUCUGCAACAUUUGCAUGUGCCAAGUCACCCCUUGAUGGUAAAAGGGUAAAAGUCCAGUCGUGAAUGACUCUGGGGUUGCGGCGCUCAUCUCGCUUUACAGACCGAGGGAGCCAGUGUUUGUCCACAGACAGUUUUUCUGGGUCAUGUGGCCAGCAUGACUAAGCUGCUUCUGGUGCAACGGAACACCAAAACCAGAGCAGUGCACAGAAAUGCCGUUUACCUUCUCACUGGAGCGGUACCUAUUAAUCUACUUGCACUUUUUGGCGUGCUUUCGAACUGCUAGGUGGGCAGGAGCUGGGACCGAGCAAUGGGAGCUCACCCCAUUGUGGGGAUUCGAACUGCUGACGUUUUGAUCGGCAAGCCCAAGGCUCAGGGGUUUAGACCACAGUGCCACCCGCGUCCCUCCACUUGAUGGUAAUAGGCAUCAAAUAAUGAUUAUGCAGAUGCAAGGCAGGUUUUUGUCACACACCGAGGUCUCAUACUCGGGCAUAAGGUGGCAACUGAUAGCAAGGCGUCUGUUGCAGAUCUUGGUGUGCUGGCUGAGAUAGAGGAGAAGAGUGGGGUGUGGAGGAGCAGAAUGCAGAAUAAGGGAUAAAACAAGGGGGGAAGGAGGUGAAGGGCUGUCUCCCUUCUCAUACCCUUCUGAUGAGAUUUCAUAGAAGUGUCAACUGAUGGAAUGCUGCAUCCAUGUCUAAUUCUUUCUCCUCAAAGACUCCUUGCAUUUCCCCUCCCCUCCCUUUCAUAGUCCUUCAGCUUCCUAAUUUAGCCAAUAGAGAGUCCCAAAUUAUAUUGUGUGGCUUGGAAUAAUUGUCUGAACGUUGUAAUGAUGGGCUGUGCUGGACUCAGCCUGAUCUUUGUGUGUGUUGUGGAAACAAAUAACUUGCCAGGAUGAGAAAGAAGAAGCCGACAGUGUGGUGCAGGGGAGAUUUGGGCAAUGACAGCACAUCACACGGCCUUCCCCAGCCUGGUGCCCUCCAGAUGUUUGGGAGUACAGCUCUCACCAGUCCCAGCCAGCACAACUGUGCAAAAUGCACAUUAGAGCAGAAUUUACUGUUGGAGUAGCAGAUGUACUUGUCAGCAGCAGUCAGCAAAGGCUUUGCUCCCAGAUUUGGAAGGAAGACAUGGAACAGGCCUGGCAUUAGCUGAGGAAUAAAACAAGCAAGAUAUGGGAGGUUCCUGAUAGGAACUUCUGAUCUCUCUCCCUCUCCCUCUCCUUUUCUUUCUGUGUCUCUCUUUAGAGCAGCCAUGGGGGAUUCUGAUCAAAGCAGCAGUGCUGGGAGGGAGACUUUUAACCCAUUCCCUCCUGCACCAUUUCCCCAAUCUAAAUCAUUUCCCCACCUCCCAAGCUGCUAUCAGUCCUGCAACAGAAGAAGAAAAAAAUGCAGGCAUAGUUACACCCCUGUGUAAAUAACAAGGAAUGGCAGAGGGGAGCAGGAUUAAACAUCCCCUUUAUAAGAGCCCAAGAACAUCAGAAGAAUUCUGCUGGGUCAGGCCAAAAGUAAUAAUAAUAAUUUAUUAUUUAUACCCUGCCCAUCUGGCUGGGUUUCCCCAGCCACUCUGGGCAGCUUCCAACAAAACAUUAAAAAUACAAUAAAACAUCAGACAUUAAAAACUUCCCUAAACAGGGAUGUCUUCAGUUCAUAUAGGUUGGCAUUCUGUUCUUCCACUGGCCAACCAGAGGCAUAGGAAAAGCCCCAGAGCAGCAGCUGAGUGCAGUUGCCUUCUGCCUUUGCCCUGGGAGGUGGGACAGGAAGAUGCUCUGAUGAAAACCGGAGCCUCUCCCCAGCUUUGCUUCUGUAUUAAAAUAAAAGGGGAGGAAAGUGGGGCAAUCUGCUCUGCCAUGCUUGCUUUGGUCUUCUUGAGGACACAACUUUUUAUUGACAAACUGCAAGAGAGAAGAUCAGAUGGGCUUAAUGUGAAAUCCCCCUUGGCCCUGAACUGUCCGUCUGCAUCUCACCCACAAGCCCUGAUGUCGUAAUGCUUAAGGCCUAGAUCCAAAGAACGGCAAAAAGGGGGACGUGAGCUGAUGGGGGUCUCCUGUUUCUCAGCCAACCAUCCCUCAUGGCAAACUUUUAUUGAAACCAAGGGGAGUUUCUACACUGACUUUAGAAGGGGAGGGGGAGGCUGCUGUUUGUGGAAAGGAAACAAAUAUGUGACAAAAAUCCAUUCAUAAUGCCCAGGCCCUCAAAAUGUGCCAAAAAUAGUUUUUUGGAUGCCAGCCACAGCAUUUGCAUGGGGCUUGAGAGUGUUGGAAUUGUUUCACGUUCUCUUCAUGAUCUUUUUGAAAGGCCAGUGGGUUAGCUCAGUAUUAUUCUCCCCAGAUUGCAGAGGGAAGAGGAAAAAGCCGCGAGGAGAGUGACUUGCUUAUUUGAGUUUGCAGCACAGGUGAGAUUGGAAAGGAAGACUUAGCAGAGCAUUCCUUCCGCUGCUCUUUCUCCACUGCCUGUCAAAUCAUAUGCAACUUCUUAUUUUGAUCAGCUUUAAGCAGAUAAUAUCUCUGAGCAGCCUUCACCAACUGAGACUCUCCAGAGGCUUUAGAGUAGACUAUACUCCCUUUGGAGCUGUGUUACUCGCACAAAGCAGCAACGCGUGUGCAAAGGGGCUGUGUGUUUAGCCCUGUCUGUGAGGUUGUGAAGGGAUGAACUCUGCCUCCACAGUCAGAGGUGUGGGAAGAAAAACAUAUGAAUCUCUGUGAUUCACGUGUGCUGGGUAAAUAACAAAAGAAUUGGCAGGGUCAGUCUAGAUGUAAAACAUGCGGCUAAACUUCUGGGGACUAGUGAAGGAGAAAGAGGCCCCCUUCUAAUGAAGGAGAAAGAGGCCCCCUUCUAAUGAAGGAGAAAGAGGCCCUGUUCUUAUCUUAUCACAACAGCCCUGAUGAGACAGGCCCAAGGCCCAAGUAAGCCCAGGCGGUGAUCACGCUCCUCACAUGCACAGUACUAACCACAGUCACGAGCUUCCCUGCUGAUAAGCACACCCUGAGCAUGCGGUGUACAUGACUUGGGCACGAGCACAGUCAGUACGUGGGGGGCUGGACACAUGAAUGGGAUAGGCUCAGGGGGCUGAACAGGGCGGGGAAACCAAUGUAUAAAAGGCUUUGCAUGACCUGUAUGUGUGUGCCAGACUUUGGAAGCAAUUCCGCUGGUACCUGCUGCGCAGUAACCGAAUAAACUUUUUCUCUGUGGAAUCACACCCUGACGUUGCUUAACUCCUUCAUGCUCCUGGCGAGGGUAUGAGGUGACUGGACCCAGACCCAUAGGUAAAGAAGGCUACACUAGUAGUAGAGUUUAAUUUCAAAGUCAAGCUGCAGUAUACCAUGGGAAUUUAGGCUGUUAAACCUUUUGCAUUUCCUGUCUCGUCGACUAGCAAAGUGCUUCUCCCUUUUUACUCCUCCUGCAAUGAACAGACCACACACUCUUAAGCCAAAGGUCAGAGUCAUGCAUUUAUCCAAGCAGCAGCAAGGAGAACACAGGCAGAAUACCCUUGGGUAGAAAAUACAGAAAGAUAGCUUCAAACAGGUGUUCUAAGCUUGGAGCUUAGCUUGGACACACCUUCCUCGGUCAGUUACAUGGUGCAGAGAGAAACAGAGCAGAACCUCCAAGUGUCCCUAUUUUCCAGGGACAUCGCUGAUUUAGAGAAACCAUCUCGGUUUAUGAUUUGAUCCUGGAAUGUCCCGCUUUUCCUUAGGACGUCCCUAUUUUCACUGGAGGGUAUGGAGUUAUCUGACCCCCCGAGCUGUACAGGGAAGUUUUAAAAAAUGUUUAAUGUUUUAUUAUGUUUUAUAUAUGUUAGAAGCUACCCAGAAUGCUGGGGCGACCCAGUAAGAUGUGUGGGGUAUAAAUAGUAAAAUUAUCAUUAAGGAAUGAGAUGUCCCUAUUUUCAUUGGAGAAAUGUUGGAGGAUAUAUGAGACAGGGAACAGGAAGUGAAGGCUUGACUUCCUCCCUCAUCGGAAAAAGAGGGGGUGUGACAUAGCCAACUCUAGGAAUCUAACUCUGUGGUCUUAACCCUUUCGUGCACUAACUAACACUCAUGCAUAGGUAUGUUUGAAUGCAAUUUCAAACAAGAGGCAGGAAUGCUUCUGAACACCAGUUUCAGGGAACCACAAGUUGGGAAAGAGCUGUUGUAUUCAGGUCCUGCUUGCAGGUUUCCCACAGGUUGGCAAUGGUGAGAACAGGAUGCUGGACUAGAUGGGCCAUUGGCCUGAUCCAUUAGGCUCUACUUAUGUUCUUAAACUGGGAGACUCUUCUAUCUCUUUAGGUUCCUUCAUGUGCUUUAAAACCAUAGAAGAAUAGAGCUCUAAAUUGCACAGAGGGUGUAUCCUGAGAUUUGUUUUUAUGUAUCUCUUUAAAAGAUUUUUAGCCCACCUUCCUGGGCAUGCUGCCCUCAAGAUGAGUCUUGCAAGUCUCAAAAUGCAUGGAAAGACAAUUAGAAAAUAAGACAUGCACACUCACUCACACACACGCACACGUAUGCUAACAGCACAAUUCAGCCAAAGAUUCCCCACUUCAGAAGGGGGACUUGCACUGCCCGAGGGCAGGGCUAAAUGUGCAGCCACUGUGUGUCUUCCCCUGACUGAGAGCUCUUCUGAUGUUUGAACUACAUCAGUUCCCAUGUCAUGUAGACAUGCUGGCUGGGGCUGAUGGGGAUUGUAGUCCAAAACUUCUAGAGGGGACUUCCGGGUUGGUGCGAACAGCUAAUGGCGGAUUCUCUCCGAGCUCCGGAGGGAAUCGGCUCCGCUGGGGACGGGUCUUGCCGCGACGGCGACGCGGAGACCCUCAAAAACCGCAGGCGCGGAUGCCUGCGGACCUGGUGACUCGGUGGGCACCUUAAGCGCCCCCGACCCACGAAGAGCCUUUUAAAGGCUACGGAGAGGGUACGGAAGCGGCGUGGUGCUGGGAGUAGACCGCUACCCCAGCGGAGCGGAGCCGUGUGCCAUGGCUGAAGAGCACUGACUUUCCUUAAAUUCGGAACUCGAAAAGAAGCAACCCGUGAGUAGAUUGGAAUUCGGACUUUAAAAUAUCUAUCUGUGAAUUUGAUACGACCGGGGAUGUGUUAAAGGGAAGUCCGCACCCCCUUCUGCAGACGAUUUAAAGCAAUAGCAGGAGAACUAAGUUGGAGAGUCUACCCCUUUGGGGUGAGUUAAAAGACAUUAACUUUCACGAUUUGAUAAAAGAAGUUUUGAGCUGGAGUGUAAGAGUGGAAUUUUAGAAGUUUUUCUCUUGUGGUGUGUAACCCCCCCCUUCCGGGCCCGGGAGCGUCCUGCCUUUGAGCCUGUUGAAGAGGAAAGGAGUUUGACAGCUGUUAAAGCUGUCAAACGGGCAACUUAAAGUAAAAAGCGUGUUAUUUAAGAUCUCCCUGGACUAAAUGUGAUACAAUUGAAUUAAAGUGGUUCGAAACAAAGAAACAAAGAACGAGGCAAAGGACUGUUGGGAAAAGAUUACUAAGUAACCAGAUUCCCUCUAGGGGAAUUCUGAGACAUUACAAUGGCUGCGGAUGGAAAUUUACUAGCUGAAAUAGAAAGAAUGUGUUACUUUGUGGGAACUUUACAAGAGCAGAGUCUGGCUAUGAAUAAACAACUUACGACCUUGACUUCUGGAAUAAGCAACUCUGCUGAAUAUAUUGAGGAUCUGAAUGAGAAAAAAUCUGCAGCUGAACCGGAACAGAUAUCUCAAGAAUUGAAGGAGACUAAACAAGGAAAGGAGAAAGCACAGAUGGAAAGUACCAACCAGAAGCCUACACAUGUGGAUUAUAAACAAGAAGACCCUUGGAUUACAUGGAUUACAAAUCUGCAAAAGAUGCGAAAGAUGAAGGAGGAGGCCCCUGGAGUACUUGGAAUUCAAGAACUUAAAAGAAAGAAGAAAUAUGAUGGGGGCCUCCAUUCUGAAUAUGAAGGACUGGUGGAACUUUUGCAGCAGUUGUCUCCAAGUUUUCUUGUGGGAAGAAAAUCUGGCUUGACUGGGACAGAACUCCUUCGAGAUCCGAAGACCAACAUAAAGGACUACCAACAAAACCGGCGGAGAGGGACUGAAAGAGACUUGAAGGCCUCGGAUGUGAGAAAUCCAGGCUAAGAACUGUUAUUGUAGAAAUGUACUUGGGAAGGGACGAACCGGGGAUGGGAGGGGGGGAAAAUAGAAUUUUAAAAACACUUACGACUUUUGGGUCUAGUCAAUAUGAUUGAUGCUUAAUAAAAAAUGGGAAAUCGAUGGAAGGGAAUCUGAGCCCAACUUAGGAUAGAAUUUAAUCUUCUACAAAAGAUGUAAUAUUAACAGGGUAAGGAGGUAAAAUAAUAACUUGCUGACAUAAUUAUGGGAAUUGGGAUGUAUGAAGGGGGGGUGGGGGGAAGUCAAGGACCAAAGUUAAGAAAGCAAGAUUUUUGAAAUUAUACAUGUUUUUUGUCUUUGUCUUUUACGUGUGUGUUAUGUCUUUAUAAAAUGUGAAAAACCAAUUAAAAAAUUAUAAUAAAAAAAAAAACAAAACUUCUAGAGGUCACUGGGUUGCAGAAAGCUCCUCUAAGGUCAUGCUUAGAGGUUCUGUCAUUGGUCGUGGGAAACAUUUGCUGUUCCAGUUAGUAACUUAAUUUUCUGGACAAACGCACCAUGCACAUAAAUAUGCUCAGCGUACAAGACAACAAGCUCAAAGCUCACAACACUGACACAUCCCAGCAAAUGCAAGGAUCAGAGAUUGCAAACUGCAAAUCUGAAAUUAGCGCUUGCAUCAAAGGGAGAAGAGUGUUUCCAAUUUUGAUGUGCCCUAGAAGAUUAACACCUCUCCCAAUGACUCAGAUGGGCAGGCACACAACAGCUGUGUAAAAGCUGCUAUGAAAAUACCGAACCAGUAUCAAAGACAACUGCAUUUGCUACUCAUCCACAGCAGGAAAAAUGGCAAAGAAACACAGAAUAUCACAUCACCGAUGCUCUCCUAGUGCAAGUGAUUAAUCUCUGUCAAUAGCAGCCGUGUUUGUAUUCUGAAAGCUUCUUGAAGUUUGAGCCAGGCAGUUGUUCUCUGGAAUAAUAUUCCAUCGCAGGGGGCUGGGUGAUUUUGAGCUUUCAAAAUGUACUCUUUCAAAAUGGUUUCCUAUAAUUCAUAUCCCAAAUAAUGAUGACAAUGAGGUGAACAAAUCCCCUGAUGAGGACCAAAAUUUUUCAUUGAAUUACUCCAACUUUUGAGAAGCAUUUUCAAAGUAAUUCUCUAAACAAUGCUCUCUGAUGCUCUACAAAAAGGGCAAUAGCAUUGUUUUAAAAAAUAUCUUGAUUUGCUUUAGGGAUUAUUGUGGUGCUGAGAGAGUAGCAGCUGCAAGUAGUGACGGCCUCUGGUGCUUCCAAAUUUUCUUUUAAGCAUACAAGCAGAGCUAGAAAUUUAUUAAUGUUUCUUGGAACAAAAGUUCCUUGGCCAACCUUUCACAGGAACAAAAUCAGGAUCCGUCUGAGGAGAGACUCACCAUCGGAUGUUGUUUUUUAGGGGUGGGGAGGAAUAUGUGUUUAUUUAGAAGAUCAGGCAAAGCUGAUCUUUAAAGCAACAUUGGAUCCCUCCCAAGCAAACAUCAGCUCCUCUGUGCUCUUUUGUCUCCUUUAAAAUUCCCAAACUGCUUCUGCCAUCCCCUGAGGAAGCAGGGUUUGUGCCCAGGUUAGCAGCUACCAGCCAUCAAAGCCACCAAGCAGAUGGACCUGUGAUCAUCUUAUGAGGCCCUUCUUUGUGUGCUUCCUCCACAAGAGGUCCAAAGGGUGGCAGCACAAGAACUGGCCUCUUAUGUGGUGAGCCCCAUGGAGAUUUGCACAUUUCUCUAUCCGUGGGGGUAAAGGUGGGGUUCCCCAGACUGGCAGAGCAAAAAGCCCUUGUGAUUCCCCUUCAGCUCCUCGUAAGCAUCCCUUGUGCUACAACCCCGUCCUUCAUCCCAGAAAUGCAGGAGGUGUGCACCUUAGGAACUCGCAAUGGUACUGUGUGUGUGUGUGUCGUGAUAAAUAGGUGGAAAUACAGUAUGCUGUUCAUGUGCUUGAACUGAUAUGUUCUAAUGAGUGUCUGAAUCACUUCUCAACAAGAUGUUUGGUCUGCCGUGAACAUCUGUAAGGUCUCAGCUGGCUGCGCACAAGAGCUCCUCUGAAUAUCAAGUAAAGAAUGAAGGUUUUCCAUACCCAAAUGGCAAACGUUUUGCAAAACAAGGCAGUACAAUACAGGCUAACACCGCAGUUUAACUCUGGCGAUUUCAUAGGUCCGAUUCCUUUUGGCUAUGCUUUUUGGGAUUAGCUGCCUGUCCUUCUGGGUUUCAUGGUGCUCUGGAACCCGGUGGUAUCCCAACCUAAUGCCCUCCAGUGCUUUGUGGACUGCAACUCCCAUCAGCCCCCAGCCAGCACAACCAUAUGAUCUUGGUGCUGAUGGGAGCAUGGUCAUGCUGGGGGGAGAUGCCAGGUUCAGCCCCAGCAUAUCCAGGUAGGGCUGGAAGAGACACUCACCUGAAAUGCUGGAGAGCAGCUGUGAGCCAUUGUGCACAAGGGUGGUGGAUUGUGCUGGAUUAGUGGGCUGAUGGUAUAAGGCAGCUUAAUUCUACUAAGCAACUGUCCACAGUGCAAAGAAGUUGUUCCUUUUGUCUGACCAGAAUCUCAUGAAAAUCAGUUUCAUCUGAUGACCUGCGCUGCAGGGGGUUGGAUGUCUUGUCAUUUUUUUAAUAGACCUCUAUCAUGCUCCUCCAAUUGUCUUUUUGACCCCCUCCCCGACCAAAAAGUUGCAAACGCUUUAUCUUUUCCUUAUACAGAAGGUUUACCAACCCCUAUCUUGUUUUGGUGGCCCAUUUCUGAACACCCCAAAGCUCUAGGACAUCAUUUUGGAGAUAGAUGGAGCACUGUGUAGGGAAAACUGGGCUUCCGAAGGGUAUGUACUAAGGACCAAGGAAAGCAAAAUGAUGAGCUUUGCUGCCAUUUCCAAGGUCUCAUGCCUUAGAAGGGCAACUAAGGAUGACAGCUCCCAAGUUGUCUCACAACAUAUAAAAAAGAUAAAACAGAUUCAUUACAGAACUGCAAACUGUAAAACCACAAUCAACAAAAUGCUAAAACAUCUAAAAACAUUAUAAUGGCAGCAAUAAAGCAGUAUAAGCAGAAAGCCCAUAUAAAUAUAAAUGCUACCAAUAAAUCCAAUAAGUUUACAAACUGCAGCAGGAAAAUGCAAACUAACUAAAAUAUCAAGUUGAAGGCACUUUGUUUUCUUGUUGCAAAGUCUCUGGAGUGCAUCAAUAGGAGUAUAGCAUCUAGAUCAAGGGAAGUAAUAGUGCCACUGUAUUCUGCUCUGGUCAGACCUCACCUGGAGUACUGUGUCCAGUUCUGGGCACCACAGUUCAAGAAGGACACUGACAAACUGGAACGUGUCCAGAGGAGGGCAACCAAAAUGGUCAAAGGCCUGGAAACGAUGCCUUAUGAGGAACGGCUAAGGGAGCUGGGCAUGUUUAGCCUGGAGAAGAGGAGGUUAAGGGGUGAUAUGAUAGCCAUGUUCAAAUAUAUAAAAGGAUGUCACAUAGAGGAGGGAGAAAGGUUGUUUUCUGCUGCUCCAGAGAAGCGGACACGGAGCAAUGGAUCCAAACUACAAGAAAGAAGAUUCCACCUAAACAUUAGGAAGAACUUCCUGACAGUGAGAGCUGUUCGACAGUGGAAUUUGCUGCCAAGGAGUGUGGUGGAGUCUCCUUCUUUGGAGGUCUUUAAGCAGAGGCUUGACAACCAUAUGUCAGGAGUGCUCUGAUGGUGUUUCCUGCUUGGCAGGGGGUUGGACUCGAUGGCCCUUGUGGUCUCUUCCAACUCUAUGAUUCUAUGAUUCUAUUUAAAAAACCAUCAGUGUAGGGUCCACACAUACCUGCCAUGGGAAGGGGCUCCAUAAAGAUGCGGACAUGACUGAAAAUGAGCCAGUCUUUAUGCCUACCAAUGCAAUACUUCUGAUAGAAUCACAGAAUUGUAGAGUUGAAAGGGCUACCAAGGGCCAUCUAGUCCAGCCCCCUGCAAUGCAGGAAUCACAGCUAAAUCAUCCCUAUCUGACCUCCCUGGUUGUGGGCUCUUGAGGAGUCACAGGGAGCAAUCCUAAGGAGCAGGCAGGUUUGUUCAGGUACAGGCAGUCCUUUCAAAUAAUUUGUUUUGAGCUUAAAAUUUUAAAAGCUUUUAAAUUGGGCCCAGAAACAAACUGGCAACUAGUUCAACUCAUGCCCAAUAAAUGUUAUAUACUCCAAUUGCCUUCAAAUGAACAGCUUCAGGUAGGCAGCCCCACAUAGAGACAUAACACCAGUCUAAUCUGGACAUAAUCAAGAUUGUGGCAAGCUCUGCUUUUUUCUCGAUAAGGUUGCAACUGGCAAAUCAGCCUAAGCAGAUAAAAGGUCCUCCCAGCCCCAGCCCCUCCUGCGCUUCUACUGACAGUGCCAAGCCUAGGAAUUGCUUGUCAUAUUGAUGUUGCUGAGAUUUUUAGCCCUCUGCUCAGCUAAAAAAGGCUCACAGUGAAGAUUUAGACCCUUCAGAAGCCUUUGUUUGAACUCGCCUCCUUAGGAAUCUUGACUUUGCAGCAAUUUCCAGCACAACAACAUCUUUGACAUCAUGGGCUCAAUUUCAGCUGAUGCAGCCUGAGGAUGUGGACAAGGCGCCUCCCCCAAACUUAGCCCCUCUUGGUUUAUUAAGGCAUGUCUUCGGGGGGGGGGGUGGCUGUCUGGGUCCAGGAUCAACACAUUCUUUUUUAAAAGUAUCUUUAUAUUGCUUUUUCACAUGUAAUAAACAACAACAAUAGCAAGUAAGUAGUCUUAUUUCUUAGGAAACAAGCGUAACAGCAACUUAAAGGUGGGACUAAGUUUAUGAUAAAUAUUAAAGUUUCUAAUGCAAUAAGUGUCUCUCUAGGGUGGUGAUUGAUUGUUGUGUCUCGUAUGGGAGAUAAAUGGAUGCCAAGUGUUGCAAAAGAAUAAAGUCAGGGCAGCCCCGUGGGAUUCUUCUGCCUGAAGUGUGCUGCUUCACCCAGUCUUAUGGGUGGGCUGGCCCUGGAUCUUGCCUCUGACUGCCUUGACUGGACAGGUCAAUUUCUCAACCAGAGCAGCAGGCUACACCUGAGCAGAACAUGAGUCUGUCGACAGGCCUGUUAUAGAAAGCCAACAUUUAAUGAGCAGCGACCAGCAAAAAUGUCAGUAUAUCCUGAUGAGUUACAUGUUGACAUCUUAAAAGAUGUGUUGAUUCAACCGCCUUGAAUCAACAUCCAGCCACCUUGGACUUACUGGUUUGUGACAACUAAUGCCCAGUCACAGAAUCCCCCUUUUUGGAGAAGGUGACUGAGAGGGUUGUGCCAGCACAGUUGCAAGCAUUCUUGGCUGAAAUUGAUUACCUCAGGGUUCAGAGCAGAUUAUAUUCAGAGCAGAAAUAGUGACCACUCUGCAGAGCUGUUGUGAGAUACCAUCUGUGAAUCUCACACUAAACACACUAAAGCAUAAUAUCAUUGCCACCUGGUUAUUACUGCAUUUUUACACAAAAAAGGGGAGAUGACUAUUUUCCUUUGACAAAUGUAGGAAGCAGAAGCCUUCCCCCAGCUUUUGUUGAAGGAAACCAAGCGCACUGUGUAUGCCACCCUGCUUGGUUCUCUUUGGCCUUGAAGGUCCAGUGACAGAUUGGUUUAUUGCUCCCACUGGAUUAGGGAUCAGGGUAUUUUGGGAUCUUUCCUCUGUAGUGCUGCUUGGAAAUGAGGAAGGACAAGGAAACAUGCUAGUUGUGAGAAACAGUUUCCCCUCUUCAUCUCUGGGGGUUCCAAGUGUCUCCAGAGCACUGGCUUGUCUCUUCUAUGCCAGGGACAACUAGUGACCCUCUCACUCUGAUGAGAUCAAGGCUCUUCUCAUCACCGGGCACCAGAGACAUGCUCUUACAUGCCACCCCAAUAUCUGAGUGGUGAGAGAAUCCAGCUACUUACCCAGUUCUGGUUUCCUUGGAAUGAGGAGACUGUGGUUGUUUUUAGGAUAUAUGGUUUUAUUUACACACAUAAAAGGUGGAGGGACUCACAGCAUUAACACCCCAACAGAUCUUGCCUCUCCAUUGGUCACAACUUUGGAUCCAGCACACAGCAAGCAGGUCUCUGUGUCUCCAGCUCCCAGCCUUCUUCCAGCUCAUCCCCUUAUAUACACACACACCUCAGCUAUUUUUCUCCUAGGUAGCAGCUGGAGGAGGAGGGUGGAGGAAAGGCCCACCCCUUAGCCUUGAGGGCACCAUCACUGACUCCUUUUGGAAGUGAAGCAUUGUCCAGACCCAUUAAAUAUUACUGAAAUCUCCAAAACGAAGCAGAAACAUCAAAUGAUACAUUCAACAUAUCCAUACAAUGUAUUGUGCUGUCCAGCACAGACCCAGAAUCUUAGAAAUAAAAUACAACUCCAAUAAUUAAAAGGUGUCUCUCUCUCUCUCUCCUAUUCCAGCCUGCCUUACCCUGCUUAAGGCUUUGUAGAUCUUGGGGAGCCAUUGACAUGCUUUUGUUCUGUGUGGCAUUCAGAGAAAGACUAAAGCCACCACCCUUUCAAGAUGGCGAAUUUGCUAGUCAACAGCUUCAUCACAUGAUCAAAAGUUGCAUUCAGUUUAGAGCUAGAAAACAACCAACACAUAAUCAUUAACCCUUUAAGAAGCUUAGCAACCACUUAGAAAGCUACUGUGGAAAGACCCAAAUGGUAACAAUAUACAUUUAGUUAUUCUUCAUGUUAAACCUUGAUUAAUACACAUAAGCAUUUUCCCAUUUCUGUGUGAAUUAAACUGUGUGAGAUCAAUACAGGAUCUCAAAGCAGCUGUCUUUUUACAAAAGAAUUUCAGAAACAGACUUGAAAGGGAAGUUGCUGAAUUACAAUUUAUCACUAAACUGAAAACUAUGGAGAGACCUGGUCUUAACAGAGAUAUCGGAUUCCUGUCUCAUUACAUAUGCUAAUCAUCUGCAUACUAUCCCUUGUUUUUUCCUGUAGGACUAAUUGCAAUCGUUAACAGUCAUCAACAGGUUUACCAUACCCAUUGAAUCAAUCACCCAUCUCCUACUACCCUCCUGAGGAAAAACCCCACCCCACCCUCCCACCUAUAUAUAAGGGUCUGGUGACUUCUAUUUCAGUGUAUAUGAAGAAGUGUACAUGCACACGAAAGCUUAUACCAAGAACAAACUUAGUUGGUCUCUAAGGUGCUACUGGACAUUUACACACACACACACAUAUAUAGACUGCGUCAGACCAACACAGCUACCUACCUGAAUUAAACCAAUUAUACUUAACUGACCCUGUAGAAAUGGCCCUCAGACCCGUCAAUGUUCCCUUAGGACUCCUAGUCAGAGCUUGCCAAAUGACUCCUCUGACAGCUCCUCCAUCAGUCACAGUUCUUUCACUGCCACCACCUGAAUUCUUUUCACUCAAGUGUUUAUAGCACCUCAACACUUUUUUACUCACCUCCAUGAUAUUUCCAUCACCCCCUUUCUUUCCCACAUAUUCACCCUCCUCCACCUUCUCCCAGUAAAAGAAAGCACUUCUUCAUGCUGCACAGACUAUGGAACUCCCUCCCACAGGAGGCGGUGAUGGCCACCAACUUGGAUGGCUUUAGAAGAGGAUGAGACAAAUUCUUGGAGGAGAGGGCCAUCGAUGGCUCCUAGCCAGGAUGGCUCUGCUCUGCCUCCACAGCUGCAGUUCCCCCUGCAGGAGGCAAGAGUACUUGCAUGCUCAGCUUCUCUUCUGGUUGGCCCCUGUGAGAACAAGAUACUGGGCUAGAUGGCCCAUUGGCCUGAUCCAGCAGGCUCUUCUUAUGUUCUGAACCAUUUCUUCAUAGCACACACUCUUCCCUUUCUCCUCUCUAUCACUCUUAAUGCCCUUGUGUUUAGCCCCCCUCCCAGUCUUCUAGAUGUUGUCCUAGCCACUCUGUGACCUUUUGUCCCUCUCUCCUCCCCACUAGCUUGCUCACUGCACUCUUGCUUGAUUUCUGACUCCUGACUUUCCAAGUGUUUCUGCUAUGUUAUUUUAGAUUGUAAGCUCCUCAGACCUCUUGGCUCUCCUUUGGUUCCCUGCUUGGGGACACCCCCACACCCCACACCUCUGUGGCUUUUUCUCCCUGCCAAUUGGGCAUGGAUCCUUUGUCGCCAUUGAGUCCUCCCCCACAUUUCUGGGAUGUGCAGUGCUCCACUUGGAGAUGCUCUGCCUGCCCACUGGAACUCUGAGGAGGCAGCAGCAGAAGAGAAGGAUGUGAGUCAUCAUGGACCUUUUGGAUGGAAGAAAAGGGAGCCGAGGAAAGAGAGGAUGCCCUUUUAUUUCUCAAGCACCUAUCAUGAAAACAUCUUGGGGGAGGGUUAAAAUAAGCCCCAUACCCAAUACAAUAACAACAAUACAAUAAUUCCAGCUGCAUUAACUGUCAGUACAAAAAGUAGCCUAAACGGUCAAAACAAAUGGCUCACAUCUGAAGCCUUGGAUGGCUUUAAAAGAGGAUUGGACAGACUCAUGGAGGAGAAGGCUAUCAGUGUCUUCUAGCCAUGAGGCCCAUGUUCUGCCUCCAUGGCCAGAGACAGUGAGGCUUCUGAAUGCCAGUGGCAGGAAGCUGCAGAAGGAGACAGUGGCUCUUGUGCUUGUGGCUUCCCAUUGGGGCCUCUGGGUGGCCACUGAGAGAACAGGGUGCUGGGUGAGGUGAGCCAUUGGCCUGAUCCAGCAGGUGCUCUUCUUAUUUUAUUAAAGGCCUCGGUAAACAAAAAAAAUAUGCAAAUGAAAGAUAUGAAGGAGGAAAAACCAGAGGGGAAAAGUUAAGUCUUGAAGAACAUUUCAAAAGGUGCAAGAGGAAACAUGAGGUUGAGAAUCCCAGCGGGAGAGGCGGAAGAGGGAAGGGUUGAAACUCGGAGUACAUGUGAAAAGGGUCUUGGUGGACCACAAGCUUAACAUGAGUCAACAGGGUGAUGCAGUAGCAAAAAAAGCUAAUGUGAUUUUAGGCUGCAUCAACAGAAGUCUACUGUCCAGAUCCAGGGAAGUAAUAGUACCACUCUAUUCUGCCUUAGUCAGACCACACCUGGAAUACUGUGUCCAGUUCUGGGCACCACAAUUUAAGAAGGAUGUUGACAAGCUGGAACGUGUGCAGAGGAGGGCAACCAAGAUGAUCAAGGGUCUGGAAACUAAGCUUUAUGAGGAGCGCUUGAAGGAGGAGACUGAGAGGAGAUAUGAUGGCCAUCUUCAAAUAUCUUAAGGGCUGUCACAUGGAGGAGGGAGCAUGCUUGAUUUCUCCUGCUAUGGAGGGUAGGACUCGAACCGAUGGCUUCAAGUUACAAGAAAAGUGAUUCCGACUAAAAAUUCAGAAAAACUUUCUGACAGUAAGAGCCGUUCAGCAGUGGAACCAACUCCCACGAGAGGUGCUGGACUCUCCUUCCUUGGAGGUUUUCAAACAGAGGUUGGAUGACCAUCUGUCAUGGAUGCUUUAGCUGAGAUGCCAGCAUUGCAGGGGGUUGGACUAGAUGAGCCUAGGGGUCCCUUCCAACUACAGUAUAUGAUUCUAUGAAAGCAGCAUUCAGGACCUGGGUACGUCUGGAUUGUGAGGUCUCUUGGCCUAAUGGAGUCUGAGCUUGUUGUGAGAGGUUUUUUCUUCUUUUGCAAGGCCCUGGCAAGGGAGUGAAAAAUGCUUCAGGGUUCAGCUGUGUGCUGUGACUUCUCUCCCCAAAUAUUCAGAGAACAUUUCAAGCGGCAGACAUACCGGUAAUUAAAUGAUGCACAGCUGGUGUGGAAUAUGCCUCAGGAGUGUUUGACUGCGAUUCCCAGUGCACUUCCUCUUGAGUCAACACCAUGGAAAUCAAGGGGACUUACGACUAAGUCCAUUUAGGGCUGGGCUUUCAUAAUUUAAUUGGAUCGCUGCUGUGCGAGGCUGUUCCCCAGUUUGAUAGCCUAUAAAUCUGACAUGGGAGUCAGGCUGUAAAAAUUCUCCCAGUGGCUUAAAAAGGCUGUUUAUCACAGCUGACUUUCAAUUGUUUCCUUUUCUGUAGUUUGCACACAAGCGAUGGCCCAUUCCACAACUCGUAACUUUCAUGAGAAAGUGAUUGCAUGACAAGGGAAAAGGGACUUGCUCCAUUUGUGCUCUCCCUCUCCUGACAUUUCAGCAAUAACCUCUAAUGAAGCAUCACACAGUUUCCUCGUGAAGAUUUUAUUCUCCUAAUGUUUUAUAUUUGCAAGACUCCUCUGGGUGUGUGCAUCCAGCACCACAGGCAUAGAAAACCAUAGGUCAGCCUUUGGCAACGUGGUGCCCUCCAGAUGUUUUUGGACAUCAACUCCCAUCAGCCCCAGCCAGAACAACCAUAAGGCAGAAGGGCCAAUGGGAGCACAGCCAUGCUGCCUGGGGCUGAUGAGAAUUGGAAGCAGAAACACCUGGAGGGCACCAGGUUGGGGAAGGCUGCUGCAAAUACUUGCUAAAUUUCUCACACAAUCUCUGGCCUCUCCUUUUGCAGCUGGAGGCAGAAAUGCUUCUGAAUACCAGCCGCCAGAAACCACAGGAGGGGAUGGGGCUCUUGUGAAUCCUCCUUAGGUUUCCCAUAGACAUCUGGCUGGCCACUGUGAGAACAGGAUGCUGGUCUAGAUGGGUCGUUGGCCUGAUCCAGCUCUUAUGAUGGGUGUGGUGGAGUUUAGUCUGCUCAUUCCUGAUCACCCUUGUGGACAAAUAGCCUUUACAUGUGGCCUUUUGUCUGUGAACAUUUCAGGACCCUUUGGCAUCUCAUAAAAAUGUCAGAUGUGCUUAUUGCGCCCCUCUCCUUGCCUCCAUUGAGGCUGGAAUGAGGCCCCUUCUUUUAGCUCUACAGUCACCCUUCGGAAAACAACAAACAACUCAGUUCCUUCCAAGUGUUUUCCUCUUGUGCUAAGGACCAUCUGGGUGCCAUGUUGAACUUGAGAAAUGCUUUGUUGUCAUGGAAAUAUCUGAAAGGCCACAAUGUAAUAGUAAAAUAAGAAAAAGUGGUGUCGCUUUAUGUGUUGUUCCUCUUUUACUUGAGGAGGAAAUAUAUGGAGUGUUAAGUUUUCUUGCUUGGCAGUGGGCCCAUUCUCUUUCAGUGCUGCUGAUAAAUACAGCUCUAUUCACUCAUAGCUCAAGAUCUGGAGUCCUCUGGAAGGUGGGCUCUGCCUGUUCCCAUCACUGAGCAGGUUCAGGUCACUGCUGAGGUGGGCGGACUGGGAACGGUCACCACAACUGUGUGUACCAAACCAUCACCCAACAUGAGCCUGACACUUAAGCUCCCACCAUCUAUUAAGGUCCAAUGGAAGAUUCUUGCUCAGAGUUACUUUGUUUAGAUCAGGGGUCAGCAAAUCUUUUCAGCAGGGGGCCGGUCCACUGUCCCUCAGACCUUGUGGGGGGCCGAACUAUAUAUUUUUUGGCAGCGGGGAAUGAACAAAUUCCUAUGCCCCACAAAUAAUCCAGAGAUGCAUUUUAAACAAAAGGACACAUUCUACUCAUGUAAAAACACGCUGAUUCCCAGACCAUCUGCGGGCCGGAUUUAGAAGGCAAUUGGGCCAGAUCCGGCCCCCGGGCCUUAGUUUGCCUACACAUGGUUUUCUAAAGUGGGUUUGCAAACCUGUGAUUGUGUUUAGAAUGUGAUAACUGUUUUUAGAAUGCUUUUUUAAAAAAAGUUUUAUUGUGGAUGUGUUUGCCACCCUGGGCAGAUUGCAGAGGAACAGCUGGGUAUGCUGGAAGACUGAGGACAAAUACCAAAAAAGUACUUCAUCACACAACACAUGGGACUCACUCUCACAGGAGGCAGUGAUGGUGACCAAAUAGAGGGCUGGACAAAUUUAUGGAGGAGGAUACAGCAAACAGUGGCUGCUAGCCAUGAUGGCUCUGCUCUGUCUCCAUGGUCAGAUGUAGGAAUGCUUCUGAAUACCAGUUGCUGGAAGCCAGAGGAAGGGAGAAGGCUGCUCUUGUGCUCAGGUCUUGCUUUCCAGUUUCCAAAAAGGCAUCUGGUUGGGCACUAUGAGGGUAGGAUGCUGGACUAGAUGGGCUGUUGGCUUGAUCCAGCCAGCUCCUCUGAUAUUCUUGGUGCUGACCUUUAAAGCCCUAAAUGGCCUCAGCUUUGUAUACCUGGUCUCCACCUCCAUCGUUCAGCCCGGAGACCGAGGUCCGGCUCUGAAGGUCUUCACCCAUUGCGAGAUGUGAAAUUACAGGGAACCAGGCAGAGGGCCUUCUUAGCAGUGGCUCCCGCCUUUCUUUGACAUCUCACUCAUGUGACUUUUUGGCCUUUGCUUUGGGUAUCACACGAGCUGCCAAGGCAAGGAAAGCAACAACUGGCUAAGCUGACACAUUGCCAAGGAGGAUUCAGAAGGUUAUACCACUGCAAAGCACGUCAGCUCAGAAAAGCUUUAUUUCCUAUAAUGCAGUCAGCAACACAGUGCCCACGAAUGCUCAUGCUCUUCCAUUGGUUGGGGUGAGUCAGUUGGCUCAGGUGGUAUCUGCUGGGGGUCGGCUGCCCCCUGCUUGCUCCUCCUGAGCUCCCCUCAGCCACCCCCCUCUGUUGGAGGGGAGACCUGGGAUUGCUGCAUGGACUGUGCUGACCACCCUGAACUCACCUGCUGCCUCAGGUGAGGUAGCGGAUGCUGCUUGUUCAACAGUGUUGAAGUUAGAAUCAGCUGCCGGUCUGCUUGACUCCUCUGCAUGGAGCAGAGAGAGGUGCCUUGGGCUGGCCCUGCUGAGCUGUGGCUCACCUGUUCUUUUUAUGUGGGGAUCCAGAGGCAUCUGGCUCACUCCUCUCAAAAAGACUAGACUUCAGCUUGAUACAAAUUAAGUACUGUAGAGGGUUUUGGUUUUUUCUUUUGUGGGGUAUGAAAGCUGCUGCUGCUCCUUCUAAAGAGACCUUUGGGCAGACACAGAUGAUGCACAACCAGUCAUUUUUGUCUCUUUACUCCUGCUCCUUACUUCCUUUCAUCUAGCCUGAUGAAGAGUUCUAGGGAACUGAAAAGCUUGCACAUUCUAGGACAUUUUGGUUGUUCUUGGAAAGGUAUUGGCUUAAUAAAGAUUUUGGAACAUUUUAAAAACAGGUAACUUUUCCAAUCUGACAGCAUAGGUGGAAUUGGUGAGCUAACUUUCUGCUGCCUCUAUCAGGAUCGGGAAACACCGAUAUUUAGUAAAUAAGCAUCAUGGGUGCCAACACAGAAAAGAUCCUACUCCAUGUUCCCUUGGAUUUCCCCUCAGGAAAUAGAGGGUGACUGAGGAAGGCUGCAUCAUAACAACGCUAUGAGCCUGCUGGAUCCGGCCAAGGGCCCAUCUAGUCCAGCAUCCUGCUCUCACAGGGGCCAACCAGGAGCUCCAGUGGGAAACCUGCUAUCAGGACCUGAGUCCUCUCCCCUCCUGUGGUUUCCAGCAACUGAUAUUCAGAAGCAUUGCUGCCUCCUGCUGUGGAGGCAGAGCAGAGCCACUUGCUAGUAGCCAUGGAAAGCCUUCUCCUCCCUGAAUUUGUUCAAUCCUCCUUUGAAGCCAUCCGGGUUGGCAGCCAUCACUGCCUCCUAUGGGAACAAGUGCCAUAGUUUAACUAUGUGCUGUGUGAAGAAGGACUUUCUUCUAUCUGUUGUGAAUCUUCCAACAUCACCAUUCCUUAGGUCAGCCUUCCAAAACCUGGUGCCCUCCAGGUGCUUUAGACUACAGUUCCCAUCAAUCCUAACUUCAUACGGCCACGCUGUCCUGGAGUGGAGAGCAGUUGUAGUGCGACACAUCUGGGGGGCACCUGGGUGGCAAAGUUGGCCUUAAAGAAUUGGGGGAAACAUACGGGGGGUGAGGAGCCCCUUCUCCUUUUUUACUUUCUGCUCCUACAUUUUAAUUUCUCCCUCUUCCAGGUAUAUGGCCAUUAUCCGCCCGCUGCAACCAAGGCUAUCGGCCUCAGCCACCAAGGUCGUCAUCUGUGUCAUCUGGUUACUGGCUUUAUUGCUGUCAUUCCCACAAGGCUACUACGCAACAACAGCCGAGCUCCCUGGCCGAGUGGUGUGUCUGGUGGACUGGCCAGAAAAUACAACUCAUACCUAUCAAAUAACGUGAGUUCUUAUGUUUCCUUUGCAAUAGAAUCAUCCUUGGGUUGUGAAGAGAACUCAUGACAUUGUCCCAAUCCAGCAGUGUCCUGAUUAUCCUAGAAGAUGCAAAGAACAUGACAUAAGAGCAUGAGAAGACUUUGCUGGAUCAGACCAAUGGCCCAUCUGGUGCAGCAUCCUGUACUCACAGUGGCCAACCAGAUGCCCCAAAGGGAAACCAGCAAGCAGGAUCCGGGUACAAGAGCACACUCCCCUCUUGUGGUUUCCAGCAGCUGGUAUUCAGGAGCAUUAUGGCCUCCGACCAAGAAGGCAGAGCAGAGCCAUCUUGACUUAUAGCCAUUGAUAGCCCUCUCCUCCUCCAUGAAUUUGUCUCAUCCUCUUUUAAAGCCAUCUGAGUUGGGGGCCAUCACUGCUUCCUGUAGGAGGGAGUUCCAUAGUUUAACUAUGUGCUGCAUGAAGAAGUCCUAGCAUGGAAUCAUGCUCAGGUUCCCAAUGUCAACUGGAGGAAGGCUCCAAUCCAUAUAAUUCUAUAGUCACUUUACCUUUUGAGGGGGUGGGGGAGCCCUCAGCACCUCCUCCUGCACUUCCUGGCCUGAGGAUGUGAUUCUCCAACCACCUCCAAAGUCUGAAGAUGCUACCCCAGAAGCUGCAUUUGUUCUACAGGCAUUCAGAACCAUGUGGCUGCAGAAUUGACCACAGGCCCUUUAAAGAUGGCACACAGUUUUUCUCAGGGGUGGGGAGCCCUCAGAUGAGUCUGAGAAAGCAGCAUCUUCCAAACCACAGCCAAGAGGGCCUGGCAGAAUUGUGGUCCCUUCCCCUGUGCCCAUCAGAGCAGCAUAGCCAUAGAAUUACAGGAUUGCAGAGCUGGAAAGGAUCCCAAGGAUCAUUUAGUCCAGUGUUGGCCAAACCUGGCCCUCCAGCUGUUUCGGGACUACAAUUCCCAUCAUCCCUGACCACUGGUCCUGUUAGCUAGGGAUGAUGGGAGUUGUAGACCAAAACAGUUGGAGGAUCAAGUUUGGCCAACACUGAUUUAGUCCAACCCCCUGCAAUGUUAGAUCACAGCUAAAGAAUCCCUGACAGAUGGCCAUCAAAACUCUGUUUAAAAACCUCCAAUGAAAAAGGGUCCACCUCCGUCUGAGAUGGUCAGAAAGUUCUUAAUUUUUAGUGAGAAUCUCCUUUCUUGUCAUUUGAUUCCAUUGGUUCAGGCCCUGCCCUCUGGAGCAGCAGAAAACGAGCUUGCUCCACCUUCCAUGAGACAGCCCUUCAGAUAUUUGGCUCUCAUAUUUCCUCUCAGUCUUUUCUUCUCCUGUCUAAACAUGCUCAGUUCCCUCAACUGUUUCUCAUAAGGCUUGGUUUUCAGACCCUUUAUCAUCUUGGUCGCCCUCCAGCCAUGUUGCAGUGCCUCAGUUUCCCCUGAGUAAUGAAUAUUGCUACAUCUAGUUCAGCCCUUUGUUUCCUGCAGUUACCGUACUCUGGUGAUAUACAGCAGCUUCUCUGAAAUCCCAAAUCUCCUCUGAAAUCCAUUGGGUUCAAACAGUACUGUCACUCUCCACAAAGAGGUAUGUUCCCAUUUGGAUCCAAAGUCCGUUUAGCAAUGUUGCAUAUUCCCUGUGAUUGCUUUACCUGACCUGAUUGGGAAUCUGUGGGAGCAUCACUUUGUCUGACAUGCAGCUCCAUGUAAAUAUGAUGCCAUCUCAGACACUGAGGUCAUCCUUGCAACAAUAACACUUGCUGGGGGUUUGGCUGUCCUGCUAAAAUGGCAGAUAUCAGGAUUUGUAGCUCAUUGUCCAGUUAUGUAGCUUUAUAAAUCUUGUCCUGACUUUGGGGUGUUUUGAUUAAUGCCUUCUUCUGGAACUUCCUUUGCUUCAUGUAAGUUGAAUAUUUCACAGUCUCGUUUGUCUGUCUAUAUUUCCUGCAGCCAGUGUGACUUGUACAGCAAAUUCUCUAUAAACAUCUGAUGUCUUUUCUUUUUUUAAGAUGGUGCUUCUAAGCCUGUUGCAUGUGCUGGGAGCAUUUUGGACUGGACAAUAACAGCUUCUUUAAAAUGGCUCUCAGUGGUUUAUGAGCAUUGUGUCAACUGAGAUAGAAAUUUGGCCUCUUUUACGCUGGUUGAUUCCAAGGAAAAUACGAUUGCUAGACAUUCUUUUCCCCAUUUGGACACACUGCUGCUAAUUCAGUGAUAAAUUUCUUGACACAAACAUGGCAAGCUGAGCAUUUUGCAAAAGGAGGUUCACCAGGGCCACUUUCACUGGCAGUGGAUAUGUCAUAAUAUUUUGAAGCAGAGUGAUGGAUAAGUAAAGCACAUGGUUGCAGAGAGCUGGUGAAAGGAUUUUAUUUAUUUAUUUAUUUAUUUAUUUGAGAUAUUUUCUUGGUUUACAAAAGUAGAUGCCUUCUCUCUUUUUUAUAGGUUGUGCAGUAUUUCUUACACAUCAGUUACGUUUGUUGUGAGACAUUAGUGUUGAGUACCGUAUAAGGUUGGGGAAGAAGAGGGGAGAGAGGAGACGUGGGGUGGUGAGGCUUUGUGUAGUGUAUGUGUGGGGUUUUGUCAACUGGGUAGCUUCUCUUUCUAUUUGCUUAUUACAUUUCCCUGGUAGUGAGAGGGAUUGGGGGAGUCCAGGGUGUGGCUGGUUGUCUGUCGUUGGCUGCAUUUGUGAGUGGGGGGAGGGCUUGUUGGGUCAGGGAAGCCAGAUUGAUUCAUAUGCUAUCGGUGGAUUCUUCUUGUUGUCUUGUUGGGCUGUGUAUGUGAUAUAGGGGAGCCAUACUGGGGUGAAGGAGUCCUCUUCUAUUUGUCCCAGUGUCAGUUUCAGGUUAUUGGUUAGCUUUUCUAGUAAGGCCGUUUCCCAUGCAAUUUGAGACCAUUGGUCCAUGUUUACUCCUGACAGGUCUCUCCAGCAUCUGGCUAUGAGUCUUCUGGCUGCUGAAAGUAGAUAGGUUAUAAGCUCUGUAUAAUGUGAGUGGUCACUGUGAUAUUGGAAGAUGUUCAGUAGGGCCAGUUCUGGGGUGAGUUCUAAUACCUGUUUAGUUAUUUUGCAUAUCUCUUGUAUGACUGCUCUCCAGAAGGGUUGGAUUUUAGGGCAUUCCCACCAUUGCAUGUUUUAUCCUUGCUCCCAAACUGCAGGUUUAUUUGACUGUCUGUAUACCAACUUUUCAAAGUCUGCUAGUCAUUUGUACAUCCAGCACCUUCCUGCUGCCUCCUUGCCUCUUAACACUCCCUAGGUGAAUUCCACUGUUCCCCAGGGGGCAGCACUGUCCACCUAGGGGACCAGUGGGUUUAGAGUGUUGGACAAUGACCUGGAAGAUCAGGGUUCAAAUUCAGCCAUGAAGCAUGCUGGGUGACCUUGAGGCUGUCACUGUCUGUUGGGUAUCUGAGGAUAAAAUAAAUAAUAAAAUUAUGAUUAUUAGUUUGAUGUUUUAUUAUGUUAAGAGUGGCUGGGGAAACCCAGCCAGAUGGGCAGGUUGUUGUUCUUUGUUUGUUGUUUGUUUGUUUGUUAUUAAACAGGAAAAGAGAGAGCCAUUUAUACGAUCUUGAGCUUCUCAGUGGUAAGAUGCAAUGGAAUGAAUGUAUGUAUGAAUAAAUGAAUACUAUUAAAAAUAAAUUUAGAUGCCCCAUUAAAUCAACAUAAGAUCAUGCUUGGGAUCAAUGGCUACUUCUCAGAGGACCUGCCCCACCAUCCAUAACUUGUGGCGCACUGGUUUGGAUGCCAAAACAACUCUGCUUUUGCCUUGGAGACAAGUGCCCCCUGACACCCGCCCCCAGAAAUGGAGAUAUUACCAGUUUUCAUUACCAGAAGGUCAUUUGCUUUGACAUCAUAUUUUCAUUCAGCUCAGAGAAAUUGGCUCGUUUCCUCGGCAGCCAAUUUAUUACCGUCAUGAUCCAUCUUUCUGUGCUUAGCAAACAUUGUUCCCAUAACCAAUCUGAUUAUAUGCCUUAGUUGAAGCAUUUUAGUGAGUCCGCAGCUUGCAUUUUAGAUGUUGGUUUUUAUAACUGGAUUUCAGAUGUCACUGUGGAUAUUGCAAUGCUUUCCAGCAUUCUAUUUCCUGCCUCUCUGAUUUGCUGUAGUGAAAUAUGAGGGCACAUAAAUCAACUGGUUGGUGGGGACAGGGAAUGUCGGGAGAUGGUUGUUAAAUGUGAAGCCUGCUGCUCUCAUUCAGGGGCCCCUUCUCUGUUGUCUUCACGGAGCCCCUCUCCCCCAUUUACAAGAGCUUCCCAUGCAUUAUAAUGGAGAGAACUGCUUGGGAUGUACAAGCUGCUGCGUCCCAAUACUGAAGGCUAGUUUAACAGCUGAUCUAUGUGUGCUCCCGGAAGCAUGCAGAGGUCUGGAAUGAAGCCACGUACUCUUCUUUUGCAGGCUGAGCUUUAUAAUGUGAUCUUUAUUAGGGGUAGGUGAAACCUGUCUCAUUAUUCCCAGGAGUAGCUUCAUCUUGCCAACUAUGGGCACUGCAUGUUCAGGACACACAGCCACAGAAGUAGUUAUGUGUCUUAUGUUAAGUGAAUCCAGGUAAGUUUGCAUGGGGGUCAGACGAGAUGACCCUUUGGUUCCCUUCCAACUCCACAAUUCUACGUUUCUAACCUGUAAGGCACCACAAUGGUAGCAUUGGAAGCAAUAAUCAUACUUCUUCUUCUUCUUCUGAUUCACUGUGAGGAAAGACAACCUAAUGUGUUCCCUGGAAAUUGUUCCUUGGGUCAAGUGUUCAUAUAACGAGUUGAUUAUUUCCAUUGAUUCCUAUGGGAAAUUUUCUAAUACAUUUCCGACCACGAAAUUUUGACUCCCAAAAGCAAAACAAACAAACAAACAAACAAACAAACAAACAGGAAAACCCAGAAAAAUCCUCUCUGAUUUGUCCAAAGACUCACCUUCCCUCCCUCCUUUCCUCAGCUAACCAGGAAAUGGUCUCUGCAUUUCUGAAUUUACGGUGCAUUUAACAAGGUUUGGGUACUAAUUUCUUGUGUUCAGAUUAAGUGAAUUUUCACAUAGCAAAUGUUCGUAAAGCAGGACUUGAGUGAGGUAGUUGUUUUUUCUUAGAUUUAUACCCUGCACGUUCCCCCAAAGGAGUCCUCCUUUGCCAGCUUCCUGGUUAGACUGCUGCAAUGUGUUAUACACUAGGCUGCCUUUGGAGACAGUUUGGCAACUGCAGAUUAUUCCCAGUGCAGCACCCAGGCCACUAACUGGGACUAAGCAUUUUGGUCCAGUACUUAUGUGACUUUCACUCAGGACUUUCACUUCAUUUCCAGGUCCAGCUCAAGGUGAGGAUGGGGGAGAAAGUAGUUCAGUUUGCACACCUUCUGAACCGCUAUGCGGUUCAGGAUAACAGAGCUAUCCUGUGAAAUUUGUACUUCUUAAAUUUUUAUGACGUAGUUAUCCAACCAGAAAUGCAUCUUUAAAAACGUAUAUUAGGGGGAAAGUUCAUAUAUUAGUGUAAAUAACAUACAGAGAUAUAAUAAAUUUGAAGAAAUGGCUUAUAAAACUGUUUAGAGGGGAAGAUGCACACAAAAAUGAGUAUAUUAAGAGAAAUAUAUUCUUGCUACAGUACUGCUGUUGGGAGUAACUGUUAGGGAUCUAGGCAGAAAAGUGUGAGUCAUGUACUCAGGUUACCAUUGUGAGUUUUGGAGACUGGCUGUUCUGUGCAAAGCACUCCUCUGUUGUACAACAUAUCCUUUCCUCAGGUUCCCUCUUCUGAGCUCUAAGUGUGCAGGACACAAAGCCAAAGAGAUAGAGCCCCGUCAUCUGAAACUGUGUACAAACCAUACCUUUAAAGCACAUUCAGAACACAUCCUUUCCCUCAAAGAAUCCUAGGAAUUGUAAGUUGUUAAGGGUGCUGAGAGUCAUCAGAAAAACCACCACCCUAUUCCCCUCACACAGCUACAAUUCCCAGAGUGGUUUAAUAAUAUGUUUUCCCAUGGAACUCUGGGAAUUGUAGCUCAGUACAACUCCCAGGAUUCUUUGGGUGAAUCCAUGGCUGUUAAAGUGGUAUGAGAGCACUUCCAAUGUAGGAGGCAGAUGCUGGAUAGUUGCUGGUCCAGAGAUAAGUCAACUCACCGAACUCACUGUUCAGUCCCAAAACAGCAUCGUUUCAGCAGGGGCCGUUCCAGGCCAGGGGCUGGAGGCAGGGGAUAGUGCCAAAGAGACAAGAUCAAGUUCCAAAGAAAGAGCACUCAGGCUCUCAGGGUCUGGGGCACAUGCAUUGCAGGCGGUUGGACUAGAUGGCCCUUGGGACCCAUUCGAGCUGUACAGCUGUAUCACUUACAUAGUGAGAGCCGGGAACAAGGUCAAGAUGUGAGGCAGCAGGAGUGUGUGCGUUAUCAACUAAAUAUAUGGCACGUAGGAGAAACAGCUAUAACCCAGGAGGGCACCUCUUGCAAGUCAUCUCUUCAGGAGACGUUUGUUGCCCUGCUAUGCAGGCUCCCAGAUCUCAGCAGAAAUCACAUUUGUGUUAACCAUCAGCUCUGAUUGUAGCAAGUGUCUACACUUAUUUAUUUCAUUUAUACCCCACCAUCUUUCUCCUAAGGAGCUCAAAGUGGCACACAGGGUUCUCGCCUUCCUUAUUCAAUCCCCAGAACAUCCCUGUAAGGUAGGUUAGACUAAGAGGCAGUGAUUUGCCUAAGGUCACCCACCCAGGGAACUUCAUGGCCAAGUGGGGAUUCAAACCCUGAUCUCUCCCAGGUCCUAAUCUAUCUGCUACACCACGCUGGCUCUCAUAAACAGCACGGCAGAAGUAGAGGUCUGGGAGCCCAGGAGCAGAGCUGAGCUCAAAGUAUGAGGUGGGUCCCAAUUCAAGGCAACAGUCAGGGAAAGGAGGCAGGUGUAGACAGGGUCCAUGCAUUGGCAAUUGUGGGAAUGUUCAGGGAUGCAGGAGAGGAUAUAUUGUUUGAUUAUAGCCUUUCCAACUUGUGUUAACACGUUCACAAUUUAGCAGAGUAACAUUCCCCCUUUUUUAAACUCACAGCGGAUGCGUUUGCUCAGGCUCGCUAAAGCCUCUAUAAUAACUGUUCUGGUAUUUUCCCCUUAUUCCCUCAUAAAAGAUAAGACACGGCACAGUCUUCUAUAAAAGUAUAAAAAGAGUUUACUCACUCACAUUCUGUUCACAAUCAGAUCCCAGAAGGCAGACUUAGUUUCCAGGUGUAUGUUACUUUUCUAAGCUAUCUCAUAAGGAGACAGUCCCUUUGUCCUCUCUUGGCUGGAGAGCAUCUUUGGCUAAGCAGAUGUUGCUUCUUUGAUGAAAGUAGUCACAGAGAGAGAUGGCUGUCUUGGCCUGUGCUUUUGUCGUUACCUGCACAGGUGAGGCCACGCCCACCACUAGUCACAUGCAGAGGAAGUCUGUCCCAGCCCAGAAGGAAACAGGAAGUUUACCUGCUGGCUGGACAAACAUUCCUCCCCAUGUGUAAACAUGUUCACUCUAGGAAUGUUGUACUUGACUGCUCUUGUGUUUCACAUCCCACAGCAAUAUGUUGUUUAGCUUGAAGGGCAGGUUCUGAGGCCCUGGAUUUCUAGAGCCAGGUUCCUGGAGACUGGCCCUUGGGGUCAGCUGAUUGAAUGCUGAGGCUGACAGAUAUGGCAGGACCCAGACCAGGCAUCCUCUCGGGAUUGUAGGUGAACAGAGCAGUGGGGUUGCAGGAGGCAAGGUGUGGGAGUCUGUCUGCUGGAAAUCCUGGUUUGAGAGACACCCUCUCCCUUCCACAAUUCGACUGCAGAGAGAGAGAGAGAGAUGCCGUCACAACAAACAGGUUCCAUUCAGGCAAGAAGUAUGCAUUGAGAUAGAGCUCGGCACUCAUUUCAUAGAAACAUGAUCAAGAACUUGUAGGAUUUUGAUUGCGGGAUCAUUUCAGGCAAAGGCGGCUCUGAAAGGAAGGCUGGUUUUAAAAAGAAGAAAAAUCUACAUCUCAUUUGAAUCACAUUUGGUUUUUUUAAAAAAUCUCUGCUUGUUUAGCAUGGCAGCCAAGAAGAAUAGAAAUAGGAAGGUACCUUGAAGUACCUGAAGACAGGUGUUCAGGGCUAUUCAAGCUCAUUUCAUGAUGAGCUUGAAUCAUGACAUGGGUAUGAAACACUUCUUCACAGAUGAGAUUCAGCCCAUGCUACAAGCUGUAUGUCUGAACCUACAUGUGUGUCUUGGAACUCAAAGACUAGAUGACCCUACAAUUCUAUGCUUCUGUCUGUACUUCUACACACACUUCUGAGAGGUUGGGAUCUUUUUGCUGGAGUUAGAGUGUGUGUCUGUUAUGAAUACGUGUUUGCCCUUAACCUUAUGCCCCAAGAAGUUCAUGCACAAGAGGAAAGGAGAGAGGUUGGUUUAUUACAUGAAAUGAAAGUGACAGAGUAUGUGGAUGGUGCUUUUGUUUGAGAGAUGAUAAUAAAAAUUUGCUGAUAACACAAGAUUAGUAUGCUGAUCUUUGCAUUAAGUGUUAAGAAGUCAGAAUAUUUACCUAUCCCUUCCAGAACACAUUUAUGAUCAAGACUUGUACCAGAGCUAAAAUAGUUUAACAACUGGGGGGAUAUUAUAUAUCAUGCCAACUUUGCUGAUAUGAUGAUGUGCAGAAAUAAGCCCCAUGGAGGUCUAGACUGGCACACCAUUGCAUCCAUUCCUCCUGUGCUCUCUAUAAAAUAUUAUUUGCACAAACACAAAUAAAUAUGAAAUUUGGUGUAACUUUUGGAAGUGACAUAGGAUCAAAAAACUCUUGGCUUCACAGUUUCCUGUCAUGUCAUCAUAACUCCUGUACAGUGGUACCUCGGGUUAAAAACUUAAUUCGUUCCAGAGGUCUGUUCUUAACCUGAAACUGUUCUUAACCUGAGGUACCACUUUAGCUAAUGGGGCCUCCCGCUGCUGCUGCACAAUUUCUGUUCUCAUCCUGAAGAAAAGAUCUUAACCUGAGGUACUAUUUCUGGGUUAGCGGAGUCUGUAACCAGAAGCGUCUGUAACCAGAAGUGUCAGUAACCUGAGGUACCACUGUACAAGAAAACCUUCUAUUGAAGUGAAUUGGCACAGUUAUUUACUCAACUCAAAGGGGAUUUUGUCUCAACAUGCAUAGAUCUAGUACGUUCCUCAUGCCACAUACAUCACUCACUUCAGGGAAUUCUCUCAUCGCUUGCUGAUUCUGAGUUGGAUGUGUGACCAGACUGCAGUUAAAGUCCUGUAUCUGAAAGCAAUGUCAAAUGAUUUGAAAUUUCCAUCUGUGGUCCUUGAUUUUAGAUGCAGGUAACCAGGAAGGCCAGUGCAGUGUAGGAGCCCUUCAGACAGACACAGAUGAGGACAUUCUGGGGUUGAAAUUCAUGACAUGCCCCCAGCUGUGACUUGCACAUACUCAUUACUUUCUCAGUUUGAUCGGAGGACAUGAUGAAGAACAUCUCUGCCAUGUGGAGGAGGCUGAAGUCAUUGCAGUGUCCUUUCAUUACAUAUUUAUGAAUGCAAAGCAUAAUCUGUUCGUUGAUGUGAUGAUGAAGGCCUCCAGCUUGAUAACAGGCAUUAGAUUCGCACUCUGCCUCCAAGCAGAGACUGAGGCUAAUAACUUGCUGAAAUCUAAAAAAAAACCAUUGGUUUAAUUAAGGUAUCACAUUCUCUCACGCAGAAAGCAGAAAGCUGGCUGCACUGGAUGCCAUGUCAAUAAGGUGAUCAAUGAAAGCAUAAAACUUGUUGAUUUAGAGCACAGCAACCUGUCCCUGGAAAUUGAUAUGCUUCUUUUUGGCAAUCUCCAUUCUCCCCCAAGGGAGUGUAUUAGAAUCAGGAGCGGAGGUGGAAUCUAGUACAAAAAAUGAAUUAUGUAGGUUAGAAUUUGAGUAAAGUUUUUUUUUUUUUAAUCCUCCUUGACUUCAGUAGCUUUUUACUGUUGCUUAGAUGAGAGUCCAGGUCUUGCUUUACUGAGACUCCAAGUAGCAUUCUUCACUCCUCUGUGUCCUCCUUUAUUUUUGCCUGUGCUGAUAAUUGAUACUGUGCUAGGGAAGCCUCUGACAUGGACUGGCUGAGCUGGUACGACAGUCUGGAGUGCUUGUUCCCAGGGAACAAAGCGGUCAGAAUGCUUGUAGUCAGAUUUGUGUGAGGGAAGGGAAAGUUGUCUGACUGGCUAAGAGCCAAACUUUACGUGGGUCCUUGAGAAAGAAAGGUUUGCAACAUGCCAAGGACAGGUAAGAUGUCUUGGGUAGUAGGGUCCCAGAGUCAAGGUGGCUGAAAGAAUUUCAGAUACAGAUUGGAGGGGGGAGGGGGGCAGGCUGCAGAAAUUAUACAUUACUCCAAGAACUGACAGCUCUAAGUUACACAAUAUAAGGUAGCAUUCAUAUUUAUUCUGUAGCAUCUUCCAUGGUCAUAUUUUAGCUUUUAGCUGCUGGUUCUCUCUGGAUACAUCUACAUUAUGGAAUCGUAGAGUUGGAAGGGACCCAAAAGGGUCUUUUAUUCCCUGCAAUGCAUUCUGAAUAGCAAACCCUUCCCUUUAAUCCAAUGUUUCUCAAACUUGGGUAGCCAGCUGUUGUUGGACUUCAACUCCCAUCAUCCCUGACCACUGGUCCUGCUAACUAGGGAUGAUGGGAGUUGUAGUCCAACAACAGCUGGAGACCCAAGUUUGAGAAAUUGCUUUAAUCGCUCACUCUGCUAGAAAUCUUGGGAAUUUAUUUAUUCAUUUAUUUGAAUAUAAUUAUUUAUAUAUAUUUAUAAUACAGCAAAAUAUCAUAACAGAUGCCAAAUAAAAUAAAAGAAGGAGAUAUCUAGAACUAAACACAUUGGAACAAAUUUCCGUACCAAAAUACUGUUGUGCUCACUCUUGCUGAACAAUUUGCCAUAUUUAAUGGGAGAGGAGAGACCACUUUUGAUAGUGCCAGUGGAGGUCAGGGGUGUGUGUUCAGGGCUUUUUUCCAGUCUGAACUUGCUGGAGCUCAGUUCUGGCACUCUCAGGUGGGCACCAUUGCCACUAUAAGAGAACAAGGGUGAGUUCUGGCACCUCUUUUUGUUGAGAAAUAGCACUGGGUAUGUCAUCCAUUGAAACUGUCUGGGAGUGGAUUCAGGACAGAGAAAAGGGAAUACUUUUCCACAUCAUGCAUAUUGACACAAGCUGGUAAAAACACAACAGCGGCUGGGGUGCCAGACCUCCAGAUCUGACCUGAAGUCUCCAGGUUUGCCUGGCUCUCUCCAUGUAGUAGGUGGAAAGCUUGAAUCUUCAGGUGGGCAAGAGUGCCUUUAAUUAUUAUUAUUUCUUAAAUACAUGAAUAAGUCUCACUUUGCAUGCAGCUUGCAAGCUUCAGCUCAGCAGGGCAGUGGCAUGCAGGGAGACUGGGUUAGUCCCCUAAAUGUUCCCCUGGCAUCUUCUUCCCAAAGCCUGGGAAGCUUCUGCCUGGCUUAGGUGGGGAGGCACAAUGCUCACACAUGCGAUGUUAGGACGUCGCAAGGUCACGUGUGUCAUGUCACACUCACCCAAUUCCCCUUGCAAGCUGGCACCUCUGGCCCUAACUCUUCCCCUAUGAAAAAAAUCACUGCACACCAGUGCAACAUUGGCUGACUGCAAGUUAUAGCAUAGGUUUUCUGGGGCAGGGAUCUGCCCUCCUCUGCUCCCGCCUCUCCUCUCCCAGCUAAUAUUUGCCUCCAUGGCAGGAGGGAGCACAGAGGAAGAAAAAGAACUAGGCUGAGCUCAAGAGAAGGAGGAGAGGGUUAGGUCUAUAGCAGAGGUGUCCAAACUUUUUUCAAAGAGGACCAGAUUUGAUGAAGUGAACAUGUGUGAUGGCCAACCAAAGUUGUUGACCUUUUUAUAGGAUUGAAGUUGUGCAGCUUUUAAAAAAAUGGUACACCAGGAAAUAAACUGCCACAGGGGCCGGAUUAAAUUGACUGGCGGGCCGGAUUAGGCCCCCAGGCUGGACUUUGGACAUGCCUGGUCUAUAGGAAGAUAAAUGGGAACUGAAAUGCUUGUGGAUUUAGAGAAAGAAAGAAAGAAAGAAAGAAAGAAAGAAAGAAAGAAAGAAAGAAAGAUUCAGAAAUGUGGGGAACUGAGUUUAUGAUUUGAAAAAAUGUGGAACUGGGAGAAACCAGUACUGACAGAUUGGCCCAUUUGUACCUUGAAGACCAGCUGACCAGGAGGAGGAAAUCCGAUCAGUUCAGUGACUGCCCUGGCAUUUGGAGGCAGGAUGUAAGGUAGGCAGAAUACAGACCUUCUUGGCUUCCACCUGGAAUGCGAGAGUUGCCCCCUUAACCACAGCUGGAAAGGCCUUGCAAGCAGAAGUUCCCAGGUUCUAUCCCCACCAUCUCCAAGAGAAAUGGCCUGAAAUCCUGGUGAGCUGCUGCACGUUUGGGUAGACAGUGCUGAGCCCGAUGUGCCAGUGGUCUGACUCUGUAUAAGGCAGCUUCCUGGGUUCCACAGCUGAGUUACUGUGGCUGCUAAAGUUUCGUCUCAGUGCAGAUCCUUGCCAGCCGGAGCAGGUCAUGGUCUCUGCGAAACCCAUCAGGAUCUCUCCUGCCUGUCUUCCUUCCAGGCUCUGAGGACAAAGCAAACCUCCAAGCCUGGAGGCCUUUUCUUUGUAUUUAAACCUUUUCAUGCCAUCUGUGAGAACCUGUAUGGUGUAGUUCCUGUGCUUUCCAGGACUGGGAAAUCUGCUUUGUGGACAUUAAAAUGAGAACUGUCAUGCUUAAUUAGUGCAAUUCAUUUUCAAUCAACAAAACAGGUAUCUGCAAUUAAUGGUAGCAGAUUUUAUUUUAUUGUCUACCAUUACUUAUAAAAACUGCAGAUGGCAAGAAGCUGUCUCUCUCCCCCUCUGAAGAAAAACAAGUAUUUUCUUUUGUUAGAUUUGUCGUCAUCUUAGCAGAGGGCAAGCUUUGCUCUCAUCUUCCAAGGUGACAGCAAAUCUAGAAAAACAAUUUUUCUUCCCUUCAGACUAUUUUACACAUAUGCAAAUUCAAUAAUUCAUACAAUCAAGAGACCACUAUUUCUUUAAUAGGAUGACAGCCAUAAUUUUUAAAAUGUUCUGAGUAAAGCAGGGUUUAUUCAUGCAGUCAUUUUUAAUGGAACAAGGUGUUAUAUUUCCAAUAAAAUAGAACAAGUUACACAAAGCGCCGUGUUCACACAUCAUAUUGUGGGGCAUGAGCAAAUUGUGCCUGCUUCACUGUGGGCAUCCAGUGAUGCACAGGGUGGGAGUAUGAACGCUGCAUUCAGAAGCCAGCUGAUUCAGAGUGGUGGAUCUGCAGCCUUGGAGGAGCCCAUGCCUUGUCCAUCCACUUAGUCUACCUUAUAUUUUGGAAAGUUGUUCAUCUGUUCGCUUUGCAUUUGGACACCUCUUGAGAUAUUGUUCCAUGCCACCCCACUCUCCAAGCAGAGACAGAAUCCAGCUGUUUCAGGCACUUGCGUAUUUUUUGCUUUAUAAGACUCACUUUUUCCCUCCUAAAAAGUAAGGGGAAAUGUGUGUGCGUCUUAUGGCGCGAAUGCGUCUUAUGGCGCGAAUGCAGGAUGUGCAGCUACCCCAGAAGCCAGAACAGCAAGAGGGAUCGCUGCUUUCGCUGCACAGCGAUCCCUCUUGCUGUUCUGGCUUCUGGGAUUCAGAAUAUUUUUUUUCUUGUUUUCCUCCUCCAAAAACUAGGUGCGUCUUAUGGUCUGGUGCGUCUUAUAGAGCGAAAAAUAUGGUACUCAAGUUCAGUUUCCUUGGACUGAAGGUCAGCGGAGACUGCGGUGUCUUUAGGAUGUAUGAUUUCAUUUACAAAUAUCUACAACCUGAGCAUCAGGUGGAGGGACUCACAGCAUUAACACCCCAAAAGAUGUUGCUUCUCCAUUAGUUGCAGCUUUGGAUCCAGCACAGAGCAAGCAGGUAUCUGUUUCUCCAUCCUCCAGCCUGCUUACAGCUUGGCCCCCACAUGCUAUACAUGCCAUUGUUCUCCUAGUUAGCAGCUAGGUGGUGCAGGAUGGAGGAAAGGCCCACCCAUUAGCCUGGAGGGCCCCAUCACUUAGUUGUAGCUCUUGCAACUGAGCUCCUUCUUUUGGGUGCUGAUGAGGGCAUAUAAGUAGCCAGAUAAGGUAAUUGUCUUACUAGAAAACUUAUCUGACUAGCUCAGCAACCGUCUCUGUUAGAUUCUAACCCUCCCUGGGUGAAGGACCCCAAGAAUUGGAAGGAUUGGGCAUCAUCCAGACCUCACAAACCCACAUCAUUGUAAGUAACUUUUGCAUGAUGGUUCCUGAGAACAAGGAGCUGGUUUUAUGCCUGUGUUUGGAUAUAAUUGGAUCCCAUUUUGAAUUGCGAUGAUGGACUGAACGUUUCAAAAUGGCACUGAUUUGUUUUGUUUGUAUCUUAGAAUUACUGAGCAAUGUUGGGUAUGAGGCUGCGGCUAUUUGUAAAUAAAGGAACUAUUACUCCCCUCCAAAGAAAUAUUUCUAAUAGAUAUUGCAAAAAUGCCAUGAGGAUAACCCACAGCAGCAAAAGAACAAAUGUCUUCCCUUCCCCCCAUCCCUUCUAACCAGUGCUGCUUUCAUGACCUCCUUCCAAAGUCCCCUCCAACUCCCAGCCCUGUCAUUCAGCAUCAUAUCAGCUAAGGACGAUUCUGGGGGCAUGGAGUCUGAAGCCUCUGGCUUUUUCAACGAGGAUGAGUUUUGCAUCCAGCCUGUUGGUUCCAUUGUGAUAGCCAGACACUUCUGUGUCUUAACUUUAGCCUCUAAAAGAAUAUACGUCAACCCACCAAACAACCCAAAGGGGAGGGGGGGUGUCAUGACAGCACAAUCAUGUAACAAUGCAGACAGAAAAGCUCUCAUUAUCGUAUGCAUUCAUUUAUUCUUUUUUAUUAUUUUCAUCCUGCUUUUCUACAAAUGCUUGCAAAACAGCAUAGCAAUAUAUUAAAAGAAGCAGGAAAGAAAACCCACUGAAAAACUACCAGUUGUCAAGCAAAGCAGUGCUAAAAUAGCACAAAAGCAAUAAAAUUUGAAACCCAGUUGCAAGUCGGGCAGUGAGUGCCACUGGCUAUGUAGUCAAAACAGAGCAGCCAAGAAAUAAGAUGGUGGUAUUGGCAUGGUCAGAGCAGGUGCAGAUUUUGGUAAUAUGAUGUCCUGAGCCAGGACAACUUUUGGCACUCCUCCUAAAUAUUUAUUAUUUUCUCUUUCUUUCUUUCUUUCUUUCUUUCUUUCUUUCUUUCUGCACCCUUGGCUUGGCACCCUGUGCAGGGAAACUGUCCACAUUCUCCUAAAUCCAGCGCUGGCGAGAGGAACCCUGAAGUUUGCAAAAGUACAAAUAAACACCUACAAAGAGUGUGUAUUGGGGAGGGAGGGACACAGCCCGACGAAGGUAAAGCAUGUUCAGCAGCUGAUAUGGAAAACCCAUGGUGCUGGUGGAAUAGAUAACCUGGAGGAGGGCAUGGCUGGCUGGCAUUCCACUAGAAGGUGGGGAUAUACAGAAACUUUUUGUUCCAAGGUUGCAUUAGGAUACAUUAUGCAUCUUUUAUGAAAAUGCAGUAUAGUACACAUGCAGUCAAUUUCCCUUCUCAAAAACUGGACAACUUUAAAAGAAGAUAGGACAGAUUCAUAGAAGAUAAGUGUGAUGGGUUUUCUUCAAUUAACCACACCAAUUGUGAUGUUCCAGUCAGCUUUAUAUUGUCAAAGCAGCAGUCGCUGGGGAACCACCCAAAGUAGAGUCCCCAGGCCUAUAAAUCCCACAGGCUUACAUACCAUCCAACAUUUCUCUGAUGAAAACAGGGACUUCCUAUUCUACAUCAUGAAGCUUCUCGCGUGUUUGAUCUCACCACAUAUAAGACAUCAUAUAUACAUCUGUUGCCUUGAGCCAAUUAGAACCUCUGUUCAUCUUCCUUGCCCUGUCACCAGCUUCUUCCCUCUCUCCAUCUCAGAAGAUGUUGCUGCUGCCGACUCUCUCCCUGCUUCCACUGGUCCUGCAAUUCAUGUGCCCUGUGCACAGGUCCAGUCCUUAAGAUGAACAGCUUUUUGGGCACAGGGGACCUUCGACUCACCACCACCACUGUGGUUAGUUUUGCUGUGUUGCCAAGUCUAUGUUUUAUGCAGGAUUGCAAACCCUGGCAUGUGUAGCCAGUCCUACAGCUCCUAGGCUUUCCUGGCAAUCUCCAUUAAAAGAGCCAACCACCCACUCAUUUUGCCCUUGUACUGCAUACAGAAUGUGGGUUUCUGGACACCAUACUCCUGUUGAUGCAGUCUAGAAUUGCAUUAGUGUUUUUUUGCUGCUGCAUCACACUGUUGACUCAUGUUAGGCUUGUGGUCUACUAAGACCCCUAGAUCCUUUUCACAAUGUACUGCUGGCAAGACUGGUGUCCCCCAUCCUAUAUUUGUGCAUCUCGUUCUUCCUGCCUAACCUUACAUUUGUCCCUACGGAAAUUCAUUUUGUUAGCUUAUGUCCAGUUCUCCAAUCUGUUACGGUCAUCUUGAAUCCUGAUUCUAUUUACUGAGCUAUCAGCUACCCCUCCAGUUUGGUGUCACCUGCAAAUUUGAUAAACAUCAAGUACCAACUGAACUUCAGCCAACUGUCUUGAGCCAAAGGAUUAGGGUGAAUGUUUUGGUUGAAGUAGGUACUGGGUGACCUAGAUGGCCUCUGCAGUAAAUUAUGUCUAAUCACUGUCCUCCUGUGAGAUCUAAAAUGCUGACAUAGAGAAGAUUGUGAAAAUUUUCAAGCACAAAGACUUUAGAUUAGAGCAGCAUCUGUGAACUGUGUUCACCAGUCUUCCUAGUUAUUAUGGCCUUUGACUUCGUGAUGUUUCUCCAUCGCCUUGACAUUUGAUGAGCGAUGUCUCACCAAAUAAACAAGCAAAACAAAACAGGCCACUGCCUGUAUAUCUAAAAGGUCAGGGCAUUUGAUAAAGGUGUCUGUUGAGCAGGUCUGUGGGUGGAAAUGUCUCGGACAACCUCUCUUUCCCCUCCCCUAGUAGAAGAGAGGCAGAGUUGCAUCCUUUUUCUCUUCAAAGGGCAUUCUCUUUAAAGCUCUUUUCCAACACAUGCAGUGAAACGCCUGUGGAUGUCACUACAAAUUAGCUCCAUUUUGCCAUCCCCUGAUGAUCUUGGUUAUUUAGUGCCACUGCCUUUUAACAUUUAUCCCCCCGUUUUUCAAACUGAAGUCUAAUCUGUCGCAAUUUUAUUAGCUGAUCAAAUGGUUUCAGCCUGGGAAGAGAGAGCUUCCACCGUUUGCAGCUUGCUGCAAUUAAGCUGUCCUCCUCCCUUUUCAUUUGCAAAAUGAAAAAGAACACAUCUAGACUAAUCUGUAGCGUGCUAUUUUGUGAUUGCCAAACAACUUGAUUAAGUUAUGCUGUGGUAUUUUCCUCUCACUCUGCAGCUUUGCAGGCUUAAUAGAUAGCCUAAAAUAAUAAUAAAGCAUGACACAGUAUCACCUUUCACCUUUGGUAGACUGAGUUACUAGGGUAUAAUUCAGUGGAUUUUUGUUUGUGACAAUUCCUAAUUUAGAACCAUUUCAGGGCGGAGAACCUGGUUUAUUACCAGGGCUACUCAUGGGGUUUUGUAUGAAAGUGCAAUCAGUUUUUGUGAGGUGACUGGUUGAUUGCAUGGCGGCUUUUUAAGUUUUCUGUGAAGGUGAAAAGACACCCAUGGCAAGCUUAUUCAUCACACCAGUACUUUGGCCUCGGAAAUUCCUGUUUUCUAGGAAGAGCUAUCUUGCAUUUCUGACACUUUGGGAUCAUCUACACUCCCAUUUGUCCUGCGAUUUCUAGGCAUGGAUUCAGGAAGUUUUUCUUUUAUCCUGCCACUUUCCCUGGGAAAACAAUCAUCAACCACAUUUUCUGCAGAUUGAUGUUUGUUCCGAUUCAGCUAUAAAGAGCUGAUUUUCCCAGGGAAAGUGGCAGGACAAAAGAAAAACCUGCCUAGAAAUCUCAGAGCAAUAGCAGAAUAAAGGGAAGUGGGGAUCAGUGGCGUAGUGUGGGCACGGCCAUGGAGGCAGUUGCCCUGGACACAAAGUUCUUAGGGAUGCAAAAUUUCAAAAGAAAAGAACGUAGUAAUAACCAAUAAAAAAUAGUGUGCUUUCUCCUUCACACAGAAAAUCUCCCGAAGUUCAUGCGGGCAAACUGAGGAGCAGAUGUUGGCGAUGCCCGGUUGCUAGGGAACCCUCCACUUUAGAAAGAUACCCGCUGCUGACCAACCCUCUGUCCUGCUCUCCGCCAUGCUCAACGCUCACGUGGCAACGCAACUGCCACUUGGGGAGGUUGCCAAGCUAUUGCCCCUUCUUCCUCGCCUAUCAGCAGAUGGGGCCAAGAAGCUCCACCCCACACCGCUCCCCCCUUGCCAGCUGGUGCUGCUGGUGGUGCCAGAGGCAACAUGGAAUAAGACGACAAGUGGGUUAUCAGCCGCAGACCAAUCAGAAGAGAGAGGUGGGGUAAGGGAGCAGUGCCAAGGAGAAUGAGAGUCGUCGUCGUCCUGUUCUCUCCCGCCCCCCCAAGUAUCUCUGUAAAGGGAAACUGAUCCUGGCUCUAUAGAGGAAGCUGCUGGCCCCUAACAUGGGUUAGGGGUGCAAUACUUGCCUUGCCCUGGAUGCUUACAACCCACACUACGCCACUGGUGUGAAUGAGCCCUUAUACUCAAUAAAUCUUUGUUCCUAUAACUUUUCAGAAUGGUUUCUUGUGGUGUUCCAGUGUGAUGUAGUGGUUAGAAUGUUGGACUAAGACCUGGGAUACCAGGAUUCAAAUCCCCACCAUGAAGCUCGCUGGGUCACCUUGGGCCAAUCACUUCCUCUCAGCCUAAUGUACCUGGAUAGGAGAAGGGGGGGAAAACUGUGUACACCACCUUGGGCUGCUUAACGAAAAAGGUGGGAUAUAAAUGCAAUGAAUGGAUGAAUGUUGCUGUAAAUUAAAUAUUCUGCAGAUUGCGGGGGGAGCGAAAGAAAAGAUUUGGAUAAUAUAUUUACAAAAUGACUUGCUAAACAGGGCAUAUAUUUCUAUUUUGGUGACAACUUGCUAUCAGAGUGUCAGCAGCUUCCUUCCUGCAUGUGUUUGAAUGGCUUUUAGCACCAACCAUUCAAAGAUAGACUGUCAGCCAAGAUGCAUAGCAGCAGCAGCAGCAGCAGCUGUGAGAAGUGGUCAUGCCUCAUGUAACUCAGUACUUCUCUUGACCCAGGAGAGCUCCAAGGAAGACUUGGCUUCUCUUCUGCAGAAAGGUGGUUAAUUGGAAGUCAGCUGCCGAGAAGGAAAGCAGCAGGCGGGGGAUUCCUAAUAGCAUCAACUCUACUCCUAUGCCUAUAUAAAUGUUUCUGUCAGGCACAUAUGGAAGCUCUCUAAGUGCAUUAGGUUCUUAAUCACAAUGAAAAGCAUGAUCCAGACCAGGGUGAGAGGAAAUGGAUCCAGCCAGCAGGCCAGAGCCAGACCUUCUCCACCCUUCCGCUCUUGCUCAGUUCCUCUGCUUGCACCAGUGGUCACAGUGAAGCUUUCAAAGGCCUAGAGCUUUGCAGUGACACUGCUCAGCUGCUGGCUCGUUUUCCUUUCAUCUGUGGAUGGGAGCAAAGUGUUCUUUCCCCCUUUCUUCUUCAGCAAGCCAUUUGCAAAUUACUCACAAUCAGUGAUGGUUGACCUGCAUAUGGGUCCACUCAUCUGGGCUGUUCCAAAGGUUUCAGCUCUCAGGAACUCUUGACACGGAUACUGGUGGCUGCCAGAAUCUCAGUUGCCUCCAAAUGGAAAACCUUACAGAAUUUGCGACUUUUGCUUUGGUAUAUAAAUAUGUGGAGCUUAGCAAUAACUGCAAGAAAUGACUCAUAAAUUAUGUGUUGCCAAAGGCCUGGGAGACCCUGAAAAAUUGUAUGUUGUUUGGUGGGAUUUUAUAUACAGCAAAUACCAACACACAGGACUUCCUUUCCACAAUACGAUGUCAAAUUUGGCUUUCCUAAUGGUUUUAAGUACCGGUACUUUACCAACCUUAUAUUAAGUCUCUUCCAGAUAUACUGUGCUGCUUUUGUACUUCUAUUAUUUUUAUUGUAUUGACUUGUUUUAUUUGCUUCAAUAAAAUCUUUUUAUAAGUAUAUGAUAGGGCAUAAAUUGAACAUGAAAGUAAGCUAGCACUUUGCCCCUGCUUGCUCUCUUUCCAAUCCCAGGAGUGGAGAGAGAAGCAAACAGGACAAGCUCAGGGGCACUUUCUUUCUUGCUCCUUAUUUUGCAUGUCUGAAGGCUGAAUCUGGGCGCUGAAAAUCCCAUUCUGCGGCUGCGCACUGUGAAGACGUAGCUCAGAUUCAUUCCUGGCAGAGUCUGACAUUUGAUGAGUCCAAGCAAUUGUCAGCUGCUGCACAGCUCAGUCCGCUCCCAACCGCAUGGCUCCAGGGAGUUCCUAAGUUCAGAAUAACAUCCGCUGAGCGUGACUUCAGGUUGGCCCCAAAAUAACUUUUGGCACACUCCAGUCCCACAGGGAGCUAUUGUCUGAGCUCUGAGUGAUGCCACCAUUUAUUUAUUCUUAACUUGAUGCUAGUCAGUCUCACAUUACUGCAUUUGCCGUACUCAAGGAGCUGCGGGUCCCAGGUAAAACGUGUUGCUGUAUAUUGUUCAUGAAUUCCCCAUCGCCAGAUGAAUCAGUUCAAGCCAAAUUGAUGCGGAGCGUACUCUGGUUGUUUGGAGAGAUAACUUUUAGAUUUGAAUUAGGCAUAUAUUUUUCAGUUAGAAAACAUGAGAGCAUUCUAUUUAGGGGUGUGAUCAAUUCUUGCAAGAGUUAUAUGGCUGACAUGCUAAGCAGCUACCCAUUUUACAGAUGGCAACAGAGAUUGAGUCAGGACUAUGUGUUGCGUUUCCACCAGCUCUGACUCAACGGCACCAGUGAGGCUAGGGAGCUGUUUAGUCCAGCAACAGAUAAAGGAGCAAAUAAGAAAAAUCCUGCAGAUGGAUGAGGCCAAUGGCCCAUCAUGUCCAGCAUCCUGUUCUCACAGCGGCCAGCCAGGUGCCUAUGGGAAGCCCACAAGAAGGACCUGCGUGCAAGAGUAUUCUCCUUCUCUUGUGGCUGAAUCGGCAGGGGAGCUGCUGCCCAGCUAAGGAAAUGAUGAAAAGAACAAGGUGAUGGGCAGAAAGAGGUGUUGCAGCAGCAGCCUGGCAGCAACUGAGCAAUUUCAGAGUACUGAACCACCCUGAGAUCUUCUGGUGAAGGGUAGUAUAUAAAUCAUCAUCAUCACCACCACCACCACCACGGCCUCCUUGUAGCUUCUGCCUCUCAUUGCUUCUUUUUUCAGCAUGGUCAAUGAAUUGUAUCUUCCUGUUCCAGCCUAACAAGUUGGAGGAAGUGACUUGUCAGUUUCCACAGUUGUAAAACACCCCCCCCCCUCCCCAAUGGCUGGGAUUUGCAGAAGAUGCUGAUCAGCAGAAGUGCCUUAUUUUCCUAUCUCAGCCCUAAGAACGGGAGAUAAGAUCUCCCUGCCUGCUUUUGAGCAAUCCUUUCUGAACAGCAGCCAGAGGGAUUUUUUCUUUAGAUCUUGGUGCUAAGCACCACAGCUGUGAGGCCGGAGAUAAAGGUGGUCUGCUGUGUAUGUGUCAGGCAGAGAGCGUUGUGUGACUGCUCGUAGUGGGUGUGUGUGGUGAAUGUGCAUAAGUGGUACACAUGUGGCUGGUCUGUAGGUGUGGGGGGGGGGCUCAGAGGGAUGCUGACCAUCAGUGUGACCCUUCAGCUGACAAAGUUUGCCCACCCCUGCCAUACAUCUCUCUCUCACAAACACAAAGCAUAAACAUUUAAAACAGCUGUGCUGAGGGAUCACGUGUCCUGUCCUGUGGACCUUGGUGGGCUGGGCUAAGGCAAAAUCUCUUCUGGUUUAACUUUAUAGGCGUCUUAGGAUUGGCUUUUAUUGCUCAAUGACAAGGGAAUCAUGUUCUGCACAUGCUCAGAAGUACUCUUUUAAGAAUUAAUUCACAUCCCCCCUCAUCUGAAUCCUGGCACUGGAAACAGGAUCUGAGCUUGAGCACUGAUGUGCCUUAAUUAUUGGAGCUUCUCUUGUUCUAAUGGUAUGUAACAGUGCCUUUGAUCUAUGUGCUGGUCAGGUGCUGGUUUUGACCUUUAAAGCCCUUCAUGGCUGUCAGGGAACUGCCAGCAGUGCCGGAGGGAGAGAGCAAAAUCCAGAGGGAUUCCAGAGAGCAUCCCGGGAUCGGGAGAGGCAGCCCAUCUUCUGGGGAAGAGAAUCAGCGUAGCACCAGUGGAGAAGGGGGGCAGAUGGGAGAAGCGGCGAGGCGGUCCCAUGACUCCUUGCCUGGGACCAGCGGGGAGAGUAGGGGUCCUCCGUUGCCCACGCCCUCCUUGCGCAUAAGGCUUUCACGCAGAGAGAGUAGGAGGAGACUAGGCAUCAAAGAGCUUCUUUGCUGGAAGAAGUUUAAGAAACGCCCACUGACGGAUUCUGCCAGCGACUGAGUCAGCCACGGGUGAGUGGCGUCCGGACAGAUACGGUUUACUUAGGCAGCCAGGCCAGGUGUUCGCACCCAGCCAGGGAGAUAGUUGCCUGCUUACGCACGAGCAACCCCUUAGAAACCUUUACAAUGGCCUAGGACCCUCGUACCUACGGGACCGCCUCUCCUGGUAUGCCCCACGGAGGGCCUUAAGGUCCAUAUAUAGCAACACCCUAGAGGUCCCAAGCCCUAAGGAAGUCAGAUUAGCCUCAACCAGAGCCAGGGCUUUUUCUUUUUCUUUCUUUUUUUUGACAUUUCAUUAUAUUUAGUUUAUUUGUCAAAAGAAUUACAGCGUUUUAAAUAGGAAGAUUGUUCCAAAAAUGUUUAACUUUAUAAUGCCCUGAAUUAAAGUACAUCUUGGUGAAUCUUAGGUUAAAAAAGGUGAAUCUCUUAAAAUACACAACAAGCCAUGUGCACUUCAAAAAUAUUCUAAUGUUUCAAGCAAACAAGACUUAACAGAACGUAUGGCUUUGCAGUAACAUCAAUUUGUCAACUAAUUUGUAGCAAUAAAUACUUAAAAUCUCUACCCACAGACUUACAUUUUGAUCUAGUUUAAACAGUACAGAAAACAAAUAAUUGAAAAUCUGCUGUAAAAUGUUGAACACUCAAAAAUCUUUUGAAAUCUUUUUUCAGAAUCUAAAACCAAAACAUUUAAAGGGCAUUGCAGAUGAACAAUUCUUCGCCAAACUGAAAGAAACAUGGACUUCAUAUAUAUUUAGUGUGGUAGGGGUUGGCGGCGGCGGCAGGGGGGGGGAAUUAUCAGGGAUGGGGGGGGAAGGAAGGAAAGGACAUAACUGGAGUGGAAGGAGGAGGGGAGGGGUUCGAUCUUUAUGUUAUCUUGUUUUUGUGUGUGUGCUGGCGGCUUCUUGGGCUUGUCUUCUUUUGGUAGAAAUCUUUUCUUGGGUCUUGACAAUCUUUCCCACACGGAGGGGGAGGGAUCUUCUUUUUGAGUUGGUGGGGGAGCUGGAGAGUCUUUCUUGGGCUCUUUUCCAUCUGGUUUCAUUUUCCGCUAUUCCAUCAGCGCCCUUUCCCAAAGCAAGUCUUCCUUCCUUCCUUCCACCUCUAAGACUUCCGCCAAAGUCACAAUUGGUGGGAAUCUGAAUUUUCUUUCUCUUCUCCAGUGGUGGAGGACUGGCAGGUUUGGGAGGGGGAUUUGGUCUCCCAACGGCUUUUUCCAAUUCUGCCUCGCUUGCGAGACUCUUCCCCACUACAUAGAUGUGCAGCAAGUGGGGGAAUCUGGCCGGGGACAGCUGGCGUUUGACUUGCUCCAUAUUUUUCUUUUUCAUCUCUUUGCGGGGGCUGGACUGCCAGAAUCUCUCCUGGGCCACUUCUUCAGGUGCUGAGGAGAGUGGGCUCAAGAGGGCUCCCUCUGCUGAUCUAAACAGAAAAAACUGCCUCUUUUGAUGUCAUCUGAUGUCAUCGCAUUCCACAGCUGCCCAGUGUUCCUUCUGUUCUAGAUGCGGUCAUAGCUGUCAACCUCACCCCGAUAUGGCUUCCCUUUAUCACAUACACAGCCCAACAAGACAAAGACAAGAAUCCACCAACAGCAUAUGCUUUUUCAACACUGGCUCUGCCUCAUGAGACCAGGGCCCUGUGGAAUCUGAUUUCUAAGACAGGGAUGUUCUGCCUGGCCUUUGGCUUGGACUCAAUUUGAUUCCCUCCCCUUUUUCUUACCUUUCUCCUCCUGUGAUGAGGCUGCAUUUUAAUGUUUUAAUAAUUUUAAUCUUGUUUUUUAAGUUGUAUUCAUUCAACUUGUUUUUAUUAUUGGUUGUUAGCCGCCCUGAGCCUGGUCUUGGCUGGGGAGGGCGGGGUAUAAAUAAAAAAUUAUUAUUAUAAUGAGUCCCACUUUUGGUUCAAGGACAAUAUUUCCUUUAGCCGCUGUUUAAAAGUGAAUUAUUGAUGGUUUUAGGAACUGGUUUUCCUUGGAGAGAUCAUUUGUCCAGAAAGAGUCUGUGGAUAUGUGGACUAGGCCGCAAAGCGGGGGCAUAGGUCAGCAGCAGGGCCCCUACCCUGAAUCCCCCUGUGGCUGCUGCCGUCUCCAGCUGAAAGGAUUAUAACUGGAACACAGAGAGCUGGAAGGGUAAUUGACAGCGCUGGCCUUGAUAGGCCUGUGUGACCGAGUGCAAAUCUGCUUCAUUUGUUGUCAUAAAUCAGUAUCGCAGCAAUAUGACGCCAGGGUUUUUGGAAGACCUCAGCAUAACAAACAACAUUCAUGUACAGUAAAAGGAAACCAGCAUUAUCAGGGAGAAAGAGCUGUUAAGAAAACAUGCCAGAAACCAAGCAUUAGGACUGAUUACAGUUUGGGGAUUUAUAUUUGUGAAUGAAUUUGUAGUGAGCAAGAGAUUGUAGGUGAGCAUGUGGUGUUUGGUUCCGGAGGCAUUUCCUAAGAACAAGCUGGAUUACCGCAGAGCACUUUGCAAAGUAGGUUUUGCAAGCUAAUUCAAAGAUGACCUUCAAAAUCCUUCAAAGCUCUUCUUGGGAGACUUCAGGGAGACUCUUUGCACAUCAGGGUACAGUUUGUUUAAACCUGAGCUGCUCAGUAGCUCCAGUCUAAACUUUUGUCGGCAGAGACUUGCUAGGCUUUAGUAGUGUCUUUGUCAAGAAGCUAAUGAGGGGGUUGAGGGUCAAAAACACCCCAUGCUUUAAGCCUGAAGAUGACCUGAGAACUUGCAAACAUUAAAAUGACAAUGGUCCUUUUACUUGGUUACUUAUACUGGUGGGGGACUAGCAUGUGUCCCACUUUAAAGAAGACAGUCCUCUGUUUGAAUGACUGCUCAACCCAAGUUUGGUUUAAAGUUGAGAGCCCUGAGAAGGGAGAGCUGGAGGGGAAGGCUUGGGAUAGGCCACAGCUGAGUGUGAGAGCAUCAGGCUUGCAUGCAGAAGGUCCUGGGUUCAAUGGGAUUCCAGGUAGGGCUAGGGGACAGGGCCAGCCCACCCGUGAGGCAGACUGAGGCAGCAGAAUCCAAUGGGCAUGCCUCCCUGCGUCUCUCGUGCAACCCAGAAGCUGCACUUGUGCAACCCCCGUAAGCAAGGCUUUGGCAGGGGUGGCAUGUGCAGCAGGCAUGCAGGGCAACACCUUCUCAUUUCAUCUCCUGCUAGGGAAUGUUCCUGCCUGGAACGCUACUGCCAGACAGUGUGGGCAAUACCAAGCUACUUGGGCCAAUGGUCUGACUUGGUAUAAAGCAGGUUCCUAUGAUCCCAUCCACAGCCAGCAUCUGGAGGGCAGACUGAGCAGACCCUUGCUCACAUGAUUCCCCAUAAUGGUGAGGUGUGUUUUUAUUUAAAUUAUAGCAAUUUGUUUCUAAAUGUGCACCUACACAUAAAAAAUAGCAAACGUGAAUCGGUAUCCUCUUCUGUCCUCUUAUUUGGUACUGCAUUUCCCCCCUUCUCCUUUUUUGAGGGGGCGGGUAGCAUGAUGCAUUAAGUGGCCACCCUAUGAGGAAUGGAACAACAACAACAAUUUUAUUGUUUGUACCCCGUCCAUCUGACUGGGUUGCUCCAGCCACUCUUAGUAGCUUCCAGCAUAUACAGAAACAUAAUAAAACAUCAAACAUUAAAAACGUCUCUGUACAGGGCUGCCUUCAGAUGUCUUCUAAAGCUUGUAUAGUUACUUAUCUCCUUGACAUCUGGUGGGAGGGUGUUCCACAGGGUGGGUGCCACUACUGAGAAGGUCUUCUGCCUGGCUCCCUGUAACCUCACUUUUCGCAGUGAGGGAACCACCAGAAGGUCCUCAGAGCUGGAUAGAAUCAUAGAAUCAUAGAAUCAUAGAGUUGGAAGAGACCACAAGGGCCAUCAAGUCCAACCCCCUGCCAAGCAGGAAACACCAUCAGAGCACUCCUGACAUAUGGUUGUCAAGCCUCUGCUUAAAGACCUCCAAAGAAGAAGACUCCACCACACUCCUUGGCAGCAAAUUCCACUGUCGAACAGCUCUUACUGUCAGGAAGUUCUUCCUAAUGUUUAGGUGGAAUCUUCUUUCUUGUAGUUUGGAUCCAUUGCUCCGUGUCCGCUUCUCUGGAGCAGCAGAAAACAACCUUUCUCCCUCCUCUAUGUGACAUCCUUUUAUAUAUUUGAACAUGGCUAUCAUAUCACCCCUUAACCUCCUCUUCUCCAGGCUAAACAUGCCCAGCUCCCUUAGCCGUUCCUCAUAAGGCAUCGUUUCCAGGCCUUUGACUAUUUUGGUUGCCCUCCUCUGGACACGUUCCAGUUUGUCAGUGUCCUUCUUGAACUGUGGUGCCCAGAACUGGACACAGUACUCCAGGUGAGGUCUGACCAGAGCAGAAUACAGUGGCACUAUUUCUUCCCUUGAUCUAGAUGCUAUACUCCUAUUGAUGCAGCCCAGAAUUGCAUUGGCUUUUUUAGCUGCCGCAUCACACUGUUGGCUCAUGUCAAGUUUGUGGUCAACCAAGACUCCUAGAUCCUUUUCACAUGUACUGCUCUCAAGCCAGGUGUCACCCAUCUCAGUGUCUGGGUAGAAUGACAGGGGUGGAGACACUCCUUCAAGUGGAAGUGACUUGCAAACCUUUCUCCAGGUUCCUAGGUGUGUUGCCAAAAACUGUAUGAUGGUUGCUGUUGCUUUGCAGAAGGUGGGCUAAGCCUGGGGUAGACCCAUCCUAAAGCAGGCCCAUGCAGUCCUGUCUUCUCUAUGAAAGCACUGUAGCUGAUCCACAGGCUUUUGGGCUUAGGAGAAGGUAGCCCCAGGACACCCAGGCCCUCAAGCAGCCACUUGUAGUAUGAUUCUUAAAGCUCUUCAACUCAUUCCAGGUACCACUUAUGUGUGACGGUGCUAAGCUACGUCCUGCCACUCCUAGUAAUAGGCUAUGCCUAUACCAUGGUCGGUAUUACACUGUGGGCCAGUGAGAUCCCAGGGGACACUUCGGACCGCUACCAGGAGCAGGUGUCUGCCAAGCGCAAGGUAAGAAUCAAAACAGAGUUUGAACAGAGCGGGAAGAAAAAGUCCACGCUAACUCAGAUGAACCAAUCCCAUUCUAGGUUAGAUCCCUAAAUGGUGCCAAGAUAAGUGGAUGGUGGAGCCCAUGUGGUGCAGUUGUAAAGUCUCACAGGAGGGCCUCACAGACCUGGAUUUAAAUCCCCUCUCAGCUGUGAAACUCUGAGUGAUCUUGGGUUCGUCAAUGACUCUUAGCCAAAAGGUUGCUUCACUGACACAGAUCUCAAGAAGUGGUCUAAUGCUUUUCUCCACUGCCUGGUUGUUGGCAUCCAUCUGUCUCGAGAGACAAUGGAGUGUGCCUCCAGCCUCGCUGGUGUAGUCCAAUGGAAAGCAGAGCAAGACAUUUGGCACCAGCUUGGCUGCAGGAGAUAUGGGAAGGAGGCAUACAAGACGCCAUCAAACUGUCUUAGAGACCCCACUCUGGAUUCAUGCAUUAUUUACUCCUUAGCCUUUUCUUCUCCUGAAGAUAUUUUGCAAGGCGCCAGAUCUCAUUUGCCACAAGGGUCAUUUCAGUUCAGAGGUUCCAGAAUGAUGCCAGGCACAUCUUCCGUUUGCUCUGGGCACUUCUAAACAUGAGGAAGGGAGAGCCUAGGAUUUGCAAGAAGUUGUGGGCCACACCUUUUAGCAAGGAAGAUGGUCACUCUGUGGCCAAGGGCAUGCCACUCCCCUGGAGACAGAGAACAGGGGCUGGCUGGCAAAUCCUCUGAAGAGGUUAUAACAGGAAGAGAAUGGGCAAAGCUAAUCGGGAAACCAGUGCUUGGAGGUGUUGAUGUUUCCAAUGGAGUGGGAACAGGGAGAUCCCAGAAAGGAGCACGGGUGGCCAGAAUUAUCCACGGUGCUUCUUGAAAAAAGGCCAAUCUAAGGAAAGGGCACGAGAAACUCAAUAGGAAAUGGAGUUGGUUGGGUUAGCGUUGACCAGACCUUAAAGUCAGAUCAAUGUGGGCAACAUUCAUUCAUCACAGGACACAUGCUGACACAGAAAGAUCACAUUGUUUGUGGGUCACCUCUAAAAGAGCAAAUAGCCCCAGGACAAUUACACAAGCUUCUGUCUCUUCCCGCUGAGAUUUCCCUGUGGUGCUUACCCAAAGCCCCUGCUAGCUGGUAUGAAUGGACCGGUCACGUCUUUGUUUUGACUGCCUCUAAAUGCUAGUUGAUGCUGUGGCUGUAAGAGGCUGUCCUUCUCUGACAGGUUGUCAAGAUGAUGAUCAUUGUGGUGUGCACCUUUGCCAUCUGCUGGCUGCCUUUCCACAUCUACUUCCUCCUCCAGCAUUUCAAGGCAGAAUGGUACCAGCAAAAGUACAUCCAGCAGGUCUACUUAGCUAUCUUGUGGCUGGCCAUGAGCUCCACCAUGUACAACCCUAUUAUUUACUGCUGCCUCAAUGACAGGUAAGAUCCAUGUCCCUGUGAUGUAUUGUGACAGGUUCAGCUAAUGCUGAGGUUUGAGUUGCAAAAGCAGAUUUGUACAUAUCAAAACAUCAUCACCCCUUUUGGAGAUUGGCUUUUUGGUGUGAGUGGAGCAGAAAAUUGCUCAUUUCUCUCUAAAUAACUGUCCAGGGACCAAGAGUAUGCAUUCCAGAAGUUCAUAACAUUAUAUACUGUAAUAAAACCUCAAAAUGAUUUGCAAAAAGAAUGAAAAAAUAAAAUUAUCAGUGAAAACAACUAAAACAUUUUAAGCAAUUAAAAUCAAUAAGCUAAAAACAAGAUUAAACCACAUGUCAACAUUCUACAUGUCAGGUUUGUCCAAACAAAAAUGUUCUUAGCAGGUGCCCAAAAGAUACAACAAAGAUGCCUGUCUGGUGUCAAUAGGCAAGGAGUUCCAAAGUGUAAGUGCUGCCACACUAAAAGUUCUGUUUCUUACAAAUGCAGAACUUUCUUUCUUUCCUUCCUUCCUUCCCAGCCAGGAUAAAUUAUAUCAAAUAGCAGAAAUGACAGAAUCACUCAUGAAAGUUAAGAUCAAUUUUGCAUUUGGCCCUCUGGGGAGCUUGUGUGAACUUGUAUGUUUAAUUCCAGAUUCAUGUACUUAGGGUCACUGUUUCUACAAUGUGAAUGGACACAUUUCUAUUAUUUGUAUAUUAUUGUUUAUCAGUUAUGAGUAUUUUAUAUUCUCUUAAUUUUUAUUUCAUCUUUUUCUCUUUCCCCUUUCUUGUCAAAUUCUUCAAUAAAUCUUUGAUAUUUUAAAGAAAAAAUAUCAAUUAUGCAAAUUUUCUUAAUUUAUGCAGCUUUUACAGGGAACUCAGCUUCUUUUCUUUUCUUUUUUUCUUUGGUACAGUAUUUGGCCCAGAAAAUUUAAAUGUUUCAGUGCAAAGGUUAUAAAGAAGAAGCAAACGGGUGUACAAAAUGGAUCUGGUGUGCCUGUACCAUAUAUAAAAUCCUGGCCAGGACCCAUGUCUUAAAUGCCACAGGUUGGGUUCUAGCACAGCUGACCCCAUUUGCAGGGGGUUGGACUAGAUGGCCCUUUGAGUCGCUUCCAACUCUGCAAUUCUGUGAUUCUACUAUUUGUCUUCCCAGGUUCCGGAUAGGCUUCAAGCAUGCCUUCCGGUGGUGCCCUUUCAUCAGAGCCAGCAAAUACGAAGGGCUGGAGAUGAAGUCAGCCAGGUACCUCCAGACACAGAGCAGCAUGUACAGAGUCAGCCGGAUGGAAACGACGGUCUCCUCCAUUGCUGGCAACCCAGAGGAGGAGCUUGAUGCCAGCAGCAAAACCAAGCGCCUCUCUGUGGAUCUGACCUCCAACGGCUCCUCCCGUAGUGACUCCAAAACCGUGUCGGAGAGUUUGAGCUACUAUUCCAACACGCUUCCUCCCUAAGCAACCUGACCCUCCCUGCAACGCAUCUCCAUCAAAAGUGUGGCUCAGCUUCCAGUCUCCCUAAUGAAGGAGCUGUUCCUCAUUUGUAACAAGUCACCUCUUUCCUCUCUGACUUUGUCCCUGAAUGGAGUUUUCCUUCUUUGUGUAGCCUCUGCUGUGAUGCCCUGUUGGAUGUUCAGACGAUCUAUAUAUCAGAAUGGAUUCUCAUUUUGGGGCCCACAUUGCGAUAGGUUCAUUAGCCAAUUCUCAGGCUGUGCUGGCUAACAGCCAAGCACCUUCCGCUUGACUUUGUUUUUCCAUCUCCAAAUCUCACCUUCUCUUCCCACAACAUGCUCAGGUCUUCUUGGUGUCUCUCCCUUCCAGCUUCCAUACAUAGAACCAUAAGAUCAUGGAACUGCGGAGUUGGAAGGGAGACCACAUGUCGCUGCUAUUGCGAAAGGAGUGGAGGGGACUGAAAAGCUCCUUGAAGGAAAAAGGAGGAGCGAAAAUGUCAUGUUUGUAGUAUGUGUACCAUUUUGGAAAAGUUGAAUUUCAAAAAAACAAGUUUUAAGAAUGUAAGAGUCCUGCUGGAUCAGGUGAAAGUGGUCAGGGGGGUUGAGUGACUCCCCUAUGAGAAAAAAGUUGCAGUGUUUGGACUUUUUAGUUUAGAGAAAAGUUAAGCAGCAAUAUGAUGGAAGUUCCUAAAGUUAUGUCUGGCAUGGAGGAAGUGGAUAGAGAAAAGUUUGUCUGCCUCUCUCACAACACUAGAGCUCAUGAAGUGCUCCUCCCAUGAAGAUGGACGUUGAAAGAUUCAAGACAGACAGAAGAAAGGGCUUAUUCACACAGUGCAAAGUUAACCUAUGGAACUCCCUCCCACAGGAACUUGGGGAAACUGCAGAAGGCGAGAGGGCUCUUAUGCUCAAAUCCUGCUUGUAAGUUUCCCACAGGAAUCUGGUUGACCACUGUGAGAACAGGAUGCUGGACGAGAUGGGCUAUUGGCCUGAUCCAGCAGGCUCUUGUUGUGUUCUCAUGAAAGGCCUGUCUGGUCCAGCUUCCUGCUCUCACUGUGGCCAAGCAGACCCCUAAGGGAAGACCACAAGCCUGACAUGAGGGGAGCAGCAUUGUCCCCACUUUGUUUGAGAGUUAAAGUCCAGGCAGUAUCUGAAAUCCAUAAUGGAAACGUCAGGAAUUUCCAUAUACAAAUCUGAGGAUUUUCAGUUUGCAGGUUUUGAUCCAAUAGCGCAGCGUUCCAAAUUGCCUCCCUACAACUUUGUGUAUCUGAUGUACUUCCAAGAUCACUUCUCUUCCACUUCAUUUAUGUUGGGUUAGGAAAAAAACCCUCAACUCCUCAUAUUGGUUUGUGCCUAUACCAGGGGUGGAUAACCCCAAGUCCGGGGGCCUGAUCCAGCUCCAGAAGCAAAAGACCCUACAGAUUUUGGUGGUGGCAAAAGCAGGGGAGGAAUAUAGUCCGUAUGGAGGCUAGGAUGGUGGUAGAAAAGUUUAAACCUCUCUGUUCAGCACAGCCUCCUGAUGGGAAAACAAUCCCCCAUCUGAUAAAUUCAUAGAAUCGUGGAGUUGGAAGAGUAUCUAAUGAAUCUCUGACAGAUGGCCUCCAACCUCCUGCUACAUGGGAGACAGAUUAAAGAAAAAGAAACACAAAUUGGCCCCGCCCUGUAGCUUGAGCAAUCAUGUUGAGGAGCGGCUAGGAGUUAGGCAGAACCAUAGAUCUAAAAAAAAGACAUGUACACGCUGGCCAGCUUCCAUUUUGACAUGAACUGUUUGUUUUGGGCUUCUCAAAAAUAUGUGAAGGCAAGAAGCAGAUGGGAGGAGUGUUGACCUGCAAUAGCGCCCACCUGUGAGGUGCCAGAACUGCACUCUGGUGCACUCCAGCUGAGAAAAAAGCACUGCAAACAGCUCAUACCAUCAGAACGUUCUCCCUGAUGUUGAGUUGGUAUCUCCUUCCUUGUCAUUUGAAUCCACUGGUUCAGGUCCUCCCCUCUGGAACAGCAGAAAACAAGCUGGCUCCGUCUUCCAUGAGACAGCCCUUCAGGUAUUGGAAGAUGGCUAUUGUCUCACCUCUCAGUCCUCUCUUCUCAAGGGAUGAUAACUCCCCCUCUUCAACUGACCUGCAUGAAUCGGCUGUGGGGAGCGGCCUCUGUAGGGUUAGCUGAGGGUCCAAAGGCCCAUCACCUAAUUUAUGGAGGUACGCCAAAUUCCUAUUAAAGGCCCCAAAGGUUGCACUGAAACCCUACAGAUAUCUAGGUUCCUAUGCUCAGGGCAUGUUUUUACAUAUGCACCAGUUUAGGGGAUAGAGAACCGAACCGAACCAUGAAAAAAUGUACUGUUUCAUUGCCCCAUUCAUCUCGUGAGAAAUCUGGAAUUCCUACAGAUAGGAUAGGAAACUAGUUUGAUGGGGAGAAAAACAAUUCAGCCUAGGCUUCCCAAUUAUAUGGUCCUUUUUCUAUAGAAAGAGAAGAUUCAACCCCAUCCCCCAAAUGGCAAAACAUUAAAAUACCAUAUGCACACACAAGCCACACUCCCCUGUUGCAUCCUUGGAACCCUUCCAGCAAAGCUCUUCCUCCCACCAGUUGUCAAAACUGUCUCUGACAUGCAGGUGUCUUCCAUGGAGUUCUGCCAUUUGCAAGAGACAACUCAGGUGGAGAGCAUCCCUGCUGUGAGUCCCAGAUGCGCAUCAUUAAGGAUGCCUUUUUGCAGCAAAUAUCCCUUGUGAUUAUUGCCAGUUGGCAAAGGACCAAAACGAGCCUGCCACUGUCAUGCACACCCAGCGCUGGCAUCAUAGGACAGAGAUGCAUAGCCUCAGCCCAUAAUAAGAUUAAGACAAGAAGAAUCUGUGGAAAGCAGGAGUGUAAGUAAAGAUGGGAUUAGAUAAUGGCACAAGAUGGAAUGUAUUGUAUAGCCCAAAGGGUGUGGGGGGAAAUGUAGGUGGAACAUUUUUUUAAAAUGCACGGAAAGCAACACAUCUCCAGUGAAGUCAUGGAAAAUCCAGCAACCUGAUGUGAAGAGACAGGAAGUGCAUAUGGAUAUUGAUUUCCCAUAAUGGCCCCAGGGGCUGUAAUGCACACAUGCUCAAAGGGAGGGGGCAAAAGGAUCCCUCCACUAUUAUGUAGAUCCUUGCACAGAUGUAGUGGAUCACUUCCCUAUGACAGCACUCUCCAGUUUGGAGCCCUCCAGAUGUUUGGGCUUACAUCUGCCAUUAGCCCCAGCCAACACAGCUGUGCUGGCUGGGGUUGGUUGGUGAUAUCAUUUUUAUUACUACAGUUGUCCAAAACAUCUGGAUGGCAUCAGGUUGGAGAAGGCUGCCUUAGGUACUGUGAGGACAGUCCCUUAAACUGACAACAAUUGAUUGAGCUAAGGGAUUGCUUGCUGGUGCUGAAACUUUCUGCAGCCCAGUUCUGUUCAAGGCAAAAAGCAGGGUAAGAAAGGUUCCUGAACCCGGGCCACAUAGCCUGAUGUCAGGCGCAAGUAUCUCCCUCACUUUGAUGCAGCAAAGAAAGAUGAGGAUGCAGUCCCAAGAAUGGUGUGAAAAGCUCAUUGCGGACCACAGAAUUGCUGAACUGCCGCCAGGGUGAGUGUCAGAAGAGCUCUGCUGGGUCACAUCAAAGGUCCAUCUAAUUCUCUUUCCCACCCAAGUGGACAAAGAGAUGCCUCUGGUGAGCCCACAAGCAAGGCAGAGGGAAAGAGCCCUCUCUGGCUAUCAUUCCCUCACAACUGAUCUCUGCACUGCCUCUGUCAAGACACCCUGAGAGCUGGUUCAUGUGCUCAUCACCUCCAAAUGCCACAGAGAGAGCCUCAAUCUAUUGUGUCCACCCAUCCAUGCUUUUUAUUCUUCAGCAAAAGCAAAGUAAUGUGCAUGUGCAAAAUCCCUCCGAAGAAGUGAGAUGUCUUUUGAGAGACGAUCAUUAUUUUUAACACUGAGGCAGAGACGAUAGAUCUGCCAUCUCUCUCAACACACUGUAAUUUCUUGUGCAUAUUGUACAAAUUUCUGGGCCACUUUGUUCGUGCCUAAGUGUUUCUACUUAAAUUUGCAACAAUUGUUGUAGCUUUUUUUUGCUGUGAAAUGAAGAAGUGAUGGGAUAACUGACCUGUGUGCUCUUCCUGUUUUGGAGUAUAUCUGUAUGAUGUUCUUGUUUACAAAGUGUUGACAAACCCAUAUGAGGAAUUCCAAUAUGAUCAACUCAACUGCAAAUUGUGUUAUAUUUGAUGGGUCAGAACUUCAAUGAUAUUGUUUCUGGAGAAGCUUUGAAUGGAUCAUAUCAAAGUAAUAAAAAAAUUAUGUCUCUUAAAAGAGUG